AUGGCUCUGUUAUCACUGCUGCUCCCUCUGCUUUCCCUGCUCCCGGGGACCGGAGCCAACCGGCAUGCCGUGCACUGGAACAGCUCCAACUACCAGUGAGUCCGGACCGGGGGGUAACUGGGCAAAAUCAGGGACUGGAGGGGGGGGUAACUGGGCAAAAUCAGGGACUGGAGCGGAGGUAACUGGGCAAAAUCUGGGACUGGAGGGGGGUAACUGGGCAAAAUCUACUAGAGGCUGGAAGUACAGGGGGCAGAAGCACAGGACUGGGAGAGUACAGGGCAAGAAGGCUGGGACUGAAGAGGUACAGAGAGGGCAAGAAGCUGGGGACUGGAGGUACAGGGGCAAGAGCUGCAGGACUGAAGGGGUACAGGGGCAAGAUCACAGGACUGGAGGUGAGCAACAGGCAGAUGCAGGACGCUGGAGGGUGGUAACUGGGCAAGAGCGCUGGGACUGGAGGGUAGCUAGGCAAAAUCUGGGACUGGAGGGGGUACAGGGGCAAGAGCUGGGACUGGGAAAGGGGGGUGCAGGGGCAGAUCUGGGACUGGAGGGUGUGAGCUAACUGGGCAAGAUCUGGGGACUGGAGGGUGGCCAACUGGGCAAGAGCUGGGACUGGAGGGGGUAACUGGGCAAAAUCUGGGACUGGAGGGGGGUACAGGGGCAAGAGCUGGGACUGGAGGGGGGUACAGGGGCAAGAGCUGGGACUGAAGGGGGGUAUCAGGGCAAGAGAGGGUAAUAGGAGCUGUGGUUACUUUGGAGGAGGGGGUAACAGGGCAAGAGCUGUGUUUAAUGGGGGCUGCUAUGCUAGAGCUGCAUUUACAUGGAAUCACUUUGCAGAAUGUUUCUUUAUUGAGGCUGUGCUGAAAGCAGUUUGCUUAUUUUUCUAGUGAGGGCUGCUUUGAAUGAGAUUUGUAUAUUGGGGAGUAGAAUUGUAAAAGAGUUUGUGUGUUUUAUAAAGGGGUGAGCUAUUGAAAGCGGUUUGUCUGUUUUUUUUUAUAAUAUUUUUUUUGUAGGCUGCUCUGAAAUGAUUUGAUUUGAGGGGAGUGUUUUAUAGAAAACAGAGGUCUGCUGAGGGAGCUAUUGAAAGAGAUUUUAUGUGGAGCAGUGUUAAGAUUUGUUUAAAUGUAAGAAUAAAUGUGGUCCUGUUUAAAUGUGAGUGCAGAUCAGCCUGUACUGUGAUUAAUUGGAUAACUGCAGUGUAAAUUCAGUGAAUUUGCAGAGCCUUCUCUGUUUUAAAUCAAGGUUCUUAGUGCAGAACAUUGUGUGGGGGUGCUGCAGAGCAAAGUGCCUGUUUUUGCGGAGCAGACAGGUCUGGAUUUAUUUGAGUGUUUGACUACAAAGCCAGAGGCAUCAGGGCUGCACAUCAGUGUGAUUUGAAAAUGUGGAGUUAAAUGUGUCUGAGAAAUGCAAUGAGUAGUAUUUUUAUUUGUUUUUAUAGUCUGAUUUUUAACAUUUUAUUUUAGACUGAAAUUAUUAGAUCAACUGUACAAGAUGGGGUCGUUUAUUUCUGCUUCAUUGAAGUCAGCUGAGAUGUCAGAUAUAGUAAUCAUGCUGCAGUGGGCUGGUGUGUGCAAGUUGUGACAGUCACAGUGAGUUGUUCUUGUUGUGCAUUCUAGCAUAGUGACAGUAGGGGGCGCACACAUAUUUUAGUGUACUGACAGCAAGGAGCAUGCACAUGCCCUACCAUGGUGAUAGUGGGGGCACACAUGCCUAGAAUGUCAUUGAUGUGAGAGUAAGACCAAGGGUCACCAGUUGGGGGCAUAUGACCUAGAGCGUCACUCUCUUUGGGGGGAUAACAUUCGCCUCAGUGUGUCACUUUUGUGAUACAUAUGCCCUACUGCCUCGCCAGCAGAGGGGGUAUGCCUUAAAAGAAGCAUACAUACGCUGGUGUGUCAGCUAAUACCAAAAACAUAUGUCCUUGUGUGGUGAGGGGCUGUUGUAGCUAUAACAUAGAGCGCCCAUUUAAACAUGGAGGGAUGCAUAAGCUAUCUUGGUGUAAAUCAAAGUGACAUACAAGUACGCAGGAAUGAGACUGCAUAUUCAUGACUUUGCAGCGAGGGGCCCUUCGUUCUGUAUUAUUCUACACACUGAGUAUUAGUAUAACACGUCUUGUGACACCCCCAGCCGUCUGUCAGAUUAUACACCCGUGUGUUUUUCAUCGCGGCCUUAGCUGCCAUCAGAUGUUGUAAAGUUACUAGUGAAUUGGCUGUGUCGUGAGAAAUUCCUCGCCUCAUCUAAUCUGCUGGGUAGAGUACCCUGUGAAGUCAAAAUCUAGCCUUACACCGAGAUAAAUCACACAUCAGCCUGGGGCUGGCACAGAGGAAUUGUGGUUAUUAAUUAGGUAUCUGAAUUUAAUACGGGGCAUCUGCAGAACGUGUCCGGGUGCAUGUGGAACAUCUGUACUUGCACAAGCUACAUUUAUCAUUCUUCGUUUUCCGUGUAAUAAUCAGGAGUUUAACAUCCGCAGCAUGGCGGGACGUGUACCCCCCUUCCUGGGUGUCAUUAUCCUAGCAUACCGUGCAAUUCGUUUUAUUGCCAGCAUGUCCUGUAUGUAUCAAGAAUCACUUAGCCGGGUUUUUUCAUUACUGGAUUCCCUAGGGAAACGGAAUUAAAAAGGACCAGCUGUACCUCCGUGCAGAGAUGGAAUGGAAGAACAUUUACUGGGAUCUCCUUAUGUGCUUGGGGUGCUGAGAUAGCAUGCUUUGAGAGAUGCUUCAUGUCUGUUCUUGUAAAAUACUGAAUCUCUCCUGUUUUUGAUAACUACUAUAAAUUAUGUAUAAAUCUGUCACUUGUUCAGACUUGUCUUUUUGACAAUUAGCCAGAUUUAGUAUUUUUGUUAAUUUUUGUUAUGCAUAGUAACAUUCGAUACUUCUAUUUCAUAAUAAGAGGUGGUGGCAAAAUUUGGGAGAUAAAUGUGCUUCCCGUCCUUUUUAAAAAAAAAUUAAAAAAAAUUGUCCCCUUGUUUACGACUGCACCAUUUCGUGAAAUAAUGCUGUUGGCGUUCUUCUGGUGAGGAUUUUACAGUGCACCUGUUCAUAUCUUUGUAACAGGAGGAUGCUGUCGCCACAACGUUGUGUCAACACUCAGCCCACCUUCUACAGCAGGGCAAUAACACUCCCUUGUACCAUCCCUUGCGCAGGAGCCCAGUAGGCGUGCACGUAACUGUUGGUACUUCCCUUUAUGAAGGAGAUUGUAAUUUGUUCUAUGGUUCCUCCCAUUGCGCAGGAUCACACAUUACAUGGUGGCACUCCAAAGCGUAAAAUGUCUGCUUUAUACCGCCCAUUAUCUCUGGGGUCUUACUUCAAUGAACCUCUCCCGAUCAUACUUGAAUACCUUUUCCAUAUUUUACUAUUAUUUUACUUGUAGAUAUGUUUUUUUAUUAUAAUGGAAAAUUACGCAUUUUAUUUUAGACAAACUGGUAUUUUGUUAUCCUUAUUAGUAAUGCUUAUUAUUUUCUCAACCUGUAUCCUUGGAUUCUAAAAUGUCUUGUUGUGUGAUUAGAUGCACUGUUUGUCAAUUGUCCCGUCUCAGCAGUAGAGACUGGUAGAGUAUAGAAAAAGGUCCAUUGAAUAAAUCUUGUCCUCAGGGAUCUGGAUGGUAACAAUAUGUUGGCCAGAGCGGCUGGCGUGAUGCCACCAUAGCACCACUCGGGCGCAUGUGAUUGAAAGUCCGAUCCUCACAUAGCUUCUGUACGAGGACAGACAUGUGAGUUGGGGGAUGUGCAGUUUACUCUCCAUUUAAUCACUAACAGGAGAUCUGUGACUCAACCUGAUAUAGGGAUAUGAAGGGUAGAGAAUGAAGCCCAGCUUUUAGAAACCAAUAAACACAUUACAGAGAAUGUGUCUGUAAUUCUUUCAAAAUAAAAUGGAAAAACAUUUUAUUUCUCAUAAUAUAUAUUCAUUCCUUGUCACUAUUAUUUAAAAUAAAAUGUAUUUUACUGUUAAUGAGAAGGGGCAGUUUACAUAAAAAAAAAACCUUUAUGAUUUAAUUUCACCUCUAUUUUAAUAGGACAGACCAUAACAGUGCUAUUAGUGAGCAGUCUCAGUGGUGUUAGCACUUGGUGCAUGGCCCUGGUUCUGCUCCAUUUUGGGGUAAAUGUAAAGCCAUGUUGAUACCUCGUAAAAUGUCCUUUUUAUUCUACUGGAGAUAACGGGGCAAAAAAAGGCUUUCAACGCGACAAAUUUCUAUAGGAUUUUUAAGGGAGUAUUUUAACGUUGCUGUGUGGCUGAGCACUGGAUAUAAGACCUGCAGGGAAACAAGGGAUCGAUGUGUCAGGAGUAAAUCUCGGCACAGACAGGUUAUUUCCUAGGAGAGCGCAGAUCUCGGCAAGCUCAUUUUCCAGGGUUUCUUCUAUGGAGAUAUUUGAUUUGGGGUUUCACAAAGCCAAAGCGGUGUUCCUGUCUAGAGGAAAGAAUUGUUUUAUUCGCCAUUCUUCAUAAUGUACACACUCCAUACUCUGAGAGGCUGGUGGGAUCUAUGCGUUUUGUCAUCAACAUAUUCAAGCAGAUACUGGGUGUAAGGAAAAUUGAUUGAAGGGAGAAAUCCACUUACAAUUUUUUUUUUUUUUUUUAAUCUGAGAUGGUUAAUAAAAAAACCAAAAAAAAAACCAAACUGACCAAAAAUGAAAAAUAACAUUUGGCCCUUAUAGUGCGCGACAUUCCUAACCUUAUCCUGCCCAAGACUUACAUUUUACAUCAGUAACAAUUCUGCUCAGAUUUUUCUUAUUGCAAGGGUAGUUUAUUGUAACAUAACUUAUACUGUGUUAGAAGAGCACUGUGGGACUAUUUCUCCAGUAUGAUGCCAUAUAGUUUAUGUCUAAUUGUAUUAUCAGUGCUGUGUUUUAUUCAUGUGUAACUUCAUACACGAGUUUUAUUUUAUUUAUACAGCCGAGUAAAGUCUAACUUUAUAUACUACCGAGUACUACAUCCGAGUAAUAUGUAACUCUAUACGCUACCUGUACUCUGUGUAACUAUUAAUCUAUCAGAUUUAAUAUUGGAAUGUUGUAAUUUUACUAAUACAGCAGAGUAAUGUGUAAUUUUAUAUACUGAUCAUACCUGGUGAUUUUUUAUUUUUUUUCAUAGAAUGUACCCCUAAACAGUAUAAGCCACGCACUUUGUAACUUUAUUUAUAAAGCAAUGUAAUGCUUUAAUCAGGGCAGACAGCGCCCAGUGUAACUUUAAUUAUACAGGGACAGCUGUGCGCAGUGUAACUUUAUUUAUACGGCAUAAUAAAAUGUAAUUAUUAUUAUUAUUGGUACUUAUAUAGCGCCAGUUUAUUCUGCAGUGCUUUACACUAUUAUGGAGGUGGGAAAUUUAACAAUAAAUGGGACAAUUAUAAAAUGAUACAGGAACAAUCAGUAGAUGUGGACGCUGCUCAGAUAAACAUACAGUCUAUUGGUAGUUUUGGUUUUAUGACAUCAUAUCGGGUGUAUUUUUUUUUUUUUUUUUAUCAUUUCUUUACAGCAGGAUCACAUGUAACUGUGGAGCCAGAAGUAAAUAAUAGGCACCCAGUUUAUAUUUGCCAAAUGUGCAAGAAGUCUUGUUUGCAAAUAUUUAGUGAUUUCCAGAUUUCUGAUUGCUACUUUUGCAAUUUUGUUUGAUCACACAAGCACCCAAGUUUGCUUAGAUUGUUAUAUAAAAUCUGCGUUUGAAUUUACUGCUACAUAUUAUUGUAAUAUUCUAUCUACUUGUAGAAUGUGUAACUUUUUUUUCACGCUGCAUAUUGUGUAGUUGUAUACGGCAGGUUGCUGUCUAACUCUCUUUAGACAGUGAUGACACCUGCAGGAAUAUCUGUAUAUGAAGAUUACUGCAUGUAAUGUAUACAGCGAUGGAUGUGUGUAGUAACUCGGCGUUGUGCUGUGUAAUAUCUACAUAGAAAGAUUUGUGUACGUUUACUCGGACAGCUGCUUUUAGUUGUGCAACCGUGUAUAGCGUAUAGUGAGAGUAUUCGUGGAAAAGACUGCUGUAACAUUAAACAGAGAUGUGUCUCGCUCUACUUCAUUUUAUACAUGUUGUGUAGCGUAAUACCUAUACAGAUACUCCUGUACAUGCAGAGUACAUUCACAGACAGGGCUGCUUGUAGGCUGCCUUUAUGCAGAAACUGCAUGGCGCAAUACAUUUAUACGUACACAGCUGUGUGUAUUGUAACUUUAUACUGAGAUUGGCUCUAGCUGAAUGUUGUGCAAAGUACUGUCUUGCAGAGCAAUUUAACUUACAGUGCAUUGAAAGCUAUGCCUAGAAUUUUAUCUUCUGUACAGAGAGGGAUGGAUGUAGCAAUAUUAAUGCUGAAACCGCUUCACCAUGUACAGCUAUAUAUAGCGGUGGUUGUAUGUCAUAUACAUUUAUUUAUAUAGCAGUGCCUCUGUUUAGUAAACUUAAUGUAUAAAGUAGUAGCUGAAUGUAGUAUAACUUUAUACAGCAACUGGUGCGUGUGGUAUAACUUUAAUUCUCUAGCAGUGGCUAUGUGUAAUAUGACUUUAUGCCAUUCAGAUGGUUGUAGUAUAAAUUUUUUUUCCAUGGGUGGCUCCAUGUUUUAUAACUCUAUACACAAGAUGGGAGCGAAUAUAACUUGAUCUGAGCAGUGGCGACUGAGUGUCUAAAUCUAUGGAGAGGUUGUUGCAUGUAGUAUAACUUUAUUUAUACAAUGGUGACUGAGUGUAUAAAUCUAUGGAGAGGUCGUUGCAUGUAGUAUAACUUUAUUUAUACAAUGGUGACUGAGUGUAUAAAUCUAUGGAGAGGUAGUUGCAUGUAGUAUAACUUUAUUUAUACAAUGGUGGCUGUGUUGUAUAAAUCUAUGGAGAGGUUGUUGCAUGUAGUAUAACUUUAUUUAUACAAUGGUGGCUGUAUGUAAGACAGACACUGAUGCAUGAACCAUAAAUUAAUGGUCACAGACUGAUACAUGGUGUAAUUCGUGUAACGAUUGGCGCUUGCAGUGUAAUUACUAUUUAUACGGCUACAAUUGCAUGUAGUGUAGAUUUAUUGUUGUAGAAAAGGCUGCGUUUUGUUUGUGAGAUGUAAAUGUCCAUUAUCAGAUGUGUCAGUUAUUGUGUCUGAGUGCAGUGUGUUCUGUUUCUGUCCAUUUCAUUUCUUGCCAACGGUGUUUGAAGAGCCCCAGGAGUAAGGCUGUGGAGUGUGUCACUGCGGGCACAAAACCUUAAUAUAGACCGCUUCCCUGGGUCCUCAGAUAUAAUUUGUUUUUGAUCCUGGGGGCUGCUGCCUAGCUUUUGGACACUCUUCUGUUGCCACCUGGAGGAUUUAGUCUGGUUCUGUUACCCAACGCCUAUUUUCUUGUGAUGGUCACCUAUUUGUUAACGGAACGUUAAUUAAGUCUUAGGCUGUACAGAGAGAGAGGUCAGAGGGACCUGUGACUGCUAGAAGUCUUUUAUCGGGUAUAUAGAUAACACGUGUGUCUUUAUAAUUACUCAUUUACAGUUUUUUUCCCCUUGGGCUGAUCCAGUCAAUGUGUGUGAUUAUCCUGUCCUCAUGGUGAUGGGCCUAUUCCUUCUGGCCAAGAUAUCUUCUUCCCUGUGAUGUUAUUUAGUCAGAGUAAUUCACUGGCCAGGUUGUGACCUGAGACCAGCUGGAGCCUGUCCUGUGACUAUAGGCCCCUUGGGGGUAAAGACAGAAACACAGUUGUCUCUAGCAUGGGUCUGGCCUUCCAUAGUAUUUCAGAAUUACUUGGGGUUAUUCUUUAAACUGGGAACUAGAAGGAUUUUGACAUUCAUGUUUUAUUCCUUUUUAUUUUUCAUACAGAAAACAAUACACAAUAGUACAUUUUCCAAUACUAAUACUGUAUAUUAAUACAUUCAGAAAAACUUAAAACAAAAUAUCUCCCCUCCAGUCCUCUCCUUCUACACCACCUAUUAUCUAUAAACUGUUAUCCAACACGUCCGUUGUUUUUAUAUUUUAAUUUGUUUAUUAUAGAAAUGAACUGCUACUUAAGGCAAUAUCUAAGUUAGUUAGGAGAAUUUGACAAUGGGUUUGUUAAUGUUGAGCCAAAUUUCUUCUCUCACCUACUUUCCAGGCUGGAUUUAUUGGCUUCAAAAUUGCAGUUUCACUGUUAUUCCUCCAUAAUUCACACUUUAAUGAGAAACCCUACAUUGUAUCUUGUUCAAAUGUUAUUGGUGUAAUAGUGGAAAAGGGCAUGGGUGUGUGUUUUGUUUUUGUUUUUUCUUUUUUUUUUCUCCUUUAUUUUUUUUCGUGUGUAUGUGUGGAAUAUUAUUUAUAUAGCGCCAUCAGAUUCCGUAGCGCUGUACAACGGGAUACAAAUAUUAUUCUUGAUGAAGACACCAACCUUAAAAGGCUCAAACCACAGCAAUCUUUUUUUACAUUUUUUUUUCUAUUUAAUCCUGAACACUCACCCCUCUAGUAAAGAAAGUGGUUCUUGUACUCUCCUAACAGUUUGUUGCCUCCCUAGAAAUAUUUGUCUAGCUAGUAUUUCAGUCAGCGUUCGUUUCAAUCAUUCAUUUGAAUCCAGGAGGGGCUAAUAUGUAGAUUAGAUUGGACAUAUUAGCCACAUUUGCAACCGGCAUUGACUCUAGACUGUAAUCUCAUUUGGGCAGGGUCCUCAUCUACCUAUUGUUCCUGCAUCAUUUUGUAAAUGUCUCAUUUAUUGUAAAAUUUUGUCCUUUCAUAGUAUUGGCGCUGCGGAAUAAUUUGGCGCUAUAUAAAUACCAAUAAUAAUAUUAAGUAGGAGUCAUGGGGGAUGGGCGUUGGAGUCAUGCACCAGUAUGUUCUAGCUGAUCCUUACUUGCUUUGUGUUCUGAAAGUGCAAGGGGGGGCUGGAUCAUUUGGUCUAAGGGGGUAACUACAAAUAAUUAACUCAGUUAGCAACUCUUUACUGAUCAUCAUAGUGCCAGUCACUUCUCAUUGUUGUUCACAUCCUGUGCAUUCUCAACAGGGUAUUUGGGAUUCCUGGAUCUGCAUCAAUCUGACCAUAGGCUCUGAAAACAAUUAUUUGAGAAUUGGUGGCAUUAACAUUCACUGGGUACUGAGUGUUCUCCAGCAAUCGUAUAAUUGAAUGGUCCUGGUGUCAGUGGUAAAAUCGGUAUUCUCUUCUUCCAGGCAAUGAAUGCAUUCCUUAUAUAAAUAAAUAGGAGUACACAUUUUGGUUCAAAGCACAUUCCCAUGUAGCCCUGCUGGUUUGUACACGCAUUAUUUGAAUACAUUUUGAGGCUUGCACAGCUAUCGGUUGUAAACGCACGCUCUCCUGUCGCUGGGUGCACGCGUUAUUAAGAUAAUGGAAAGCUUGCACAGCUCUCAGUAGUAGGCGCACGCUCUCCUGUCGCUGUCUACACGCGUUAUUUAGAUAAAUGUGAAGCUCGCACAGCUCUCAGAAGUAAAAGCACGCUUUGUGGUCUCUCUGAAGCAGCUGUGCCUGUUCCCAGUUACUAUCCAUCUCCUGGCUUGUGAUCUAGUUCUGCGGCUGUUAUAUAUAAUUGUGUCACUGGGGACAGGGUGAAGCCGGAGAUAAGAGCCUCGGUUAAACCGUGAAGGGGCUCCUGGAGUCACCAGGGAAAGAGCUCAGCCAUGGAAAGGUGCACGUGGUGUCCUCUGACACUGCCUUUCUAAUGCAAACAAGUAUUUAUAAUUCACUAAACCUGAGCGAACUCGGCUGGAAGUGUACAUAUUAAUAUUUACAUCUCUUAAAGGUUGAGUGAGCUCAAUAUAUGAUGAUAUUUUAUGUAUGCUGUAAUAGUUAAUACCUGUAGGUAAGAAUGGCUCGCACAGUAAAGGCAUGUAAGAAUGCUUGGUAUGUGUAUAUGGCUAUUCUGUAGCUUUUUAAUAACUAGAUGGGCCAAUUUUGUUCUAUCAGAAGCCGUUUUUCUGAUUUACUGCGCCGUUUAUAUCUAUGGAAUGCUGUUCUUCAGAAUUUCAUGCACGUUUCUUGGAUCCAGAUAACCUGUACCACUUGUCACCCACCACUUGCCCUCACUGUACAUGUAACACAGUGUCCAUGACACCCAUAUAACACUUUGCAUUCGUGUGGAUUAAUAGCAGUAAUAAGUACGCCCAUAAGACACGCAUAGCUCCCACGUCAGACCCAAUCGUUUCCAGCACCCACACCCAGUAUAUGUAAGAGCACCCCAUUGCACCCAAAAUGUAUGUAAAACCUACAAUAAAUCUAUUAUGCAUAGAGCCCAUUUCUCGAUAAUUUCCCCUGUCACUCAUUCAAUAGCAUCUAGCACACACAAUAUGCAUGCCUGAUCCGGUCAGUGUCCCAUGGCUGGGAGCCUCGUUGUGCAUUAUUGUUGGCCACCAGAUACUGCGUUAUUGGAGGGGAGAAUCCACGUAGACCUUGAGGUAGUGGAGGUGCUAACAACUGCAGUCUCAUGGUAAUCUGUAAUCUAUGGUCCACAUCAGUGUAUACAAUGUAUAUAGCAACUUUUACUUUAUAUAAGAUACACUAAUCAUGCAGACCAAAGGGAUAUGAAUAACCUGUAGGAAGAGGAAGCAGUGCAGAUUGGAUUAGAUUAAUUUCAUUUAACAAUGUUUUUAGAGUGCAAUGUUUGGAGGGUUCAAACUUGACAUUGGCUUAAUGGUAGGAAGGUGACACGGGAGAGAACGUUUAGUUUAAAUACAAUCGUGAAACACAGCAGACGUCUGUUUUUGGGUAUAGGAUGCUGCUGCAUGGUUGGCUAGUAAGGAUAAAACCUAAAUAGUGUUUUUUGAGCCAAGUUUGUAAGGCAGUUUUUUUAAAGUACUAUGUUUCUGUAUGAGAUCCCAUGAUGGGGAUUUUGAUAGGCUACACUCUAUUAGAGUAAUGUAGUCUGUAAAAAUAUAUUAAAGAGAUAGUUACUGUAUCAUUAAAGGGACAGUGUACUCACUAUAACAAUUUUUUCUCAUUGAAUUGGUUAUAGUGGCUGGAGUCCCCUGAUUCUAUCCUUCCAUUUAUUGUUAAGCCAUUUAACACUAAAUAAGGGUCCCUGGCUCAUACUGGGGGUAUGACUGAGGAAGAGAUUAAACACUUGCUUUUAGCCAUACUCCGUCAUACCAGCAAUGGGCGUUCUGAUAGGCUGCGCCUGCAAGAGGUCAGCUGACACUCCCAUUCAGUCACAGCCACCAGUUGCUGCUCAGGCUAAUGAUUUUAUUUUGCAUUAAAAACAGUUUAACACUGGUGGGGUGGGGGGGUUCGUUCCAUGGCCAGGUGUUAGUCUAUGCGUAUGUAGAUGGAUCUACCGUGGCCUGGGGUUGUUCUCUGUGUAAAUGGAUGCAUGUACCAGGGCCUGGAGUAGCCCUGUGUGGAUGAAGUUGGGAGUACCAUGGCAGCCUGGAAUUACUGCGUGAGUGUUUGUGACUGGGCUGUGCAGACACACGUGGGUAUGUGACUGUUGUAUAAUGAUCUUUAAUUGUAGAAUUUUCAAUAUCAUUAAGAAUGAGCCUGUAGUGCAAAGAGAUUUUAUAGAAAAUAUGUUUUGCGGUAAUGUAAAGUAGAAGUCGUACAAUAAGGAUAAAAUAUUCUAUUCCAUUUAGGGGAUUGGUAGACCUUGUUGGAGGCCAUAUUCCUUACUGGAUCCAUCAUAUCCUUAUUGUGUAAAAUUCUGGUUUAGGAGUUACUGAGUGAUGGGAACUGGCAUCCUAGUUCCAUCACGUGACAGUGCUUCCUGUCCGGCGGGCUGUGUUCAUUCGCCUUGAAGAGAGCAUGAUUUGUCUGUGAAAACAGCCUGUCCUCACAGAUUCCCACGCAGAUUGCCACUGCCCCCAGAGACCUAAAGGGUGGGAACCGAGACGGAUUUAGGUAAAUUGCUCGGCAUGGGGUACAUUAGCACAAGAUCCUACCUCUCAAUAGAGAAAUUUCAUGCCCUCCAGAGGAAUUGUGGGAUUCAGUGUUGGUGUUCGGGAAGGUUAGUUUUGAAUGUUACCCAGUUAAGCAAAGUGGAAGAAAAAUUCUUACAGAAUCCUGUGCAGAAUGAGGUGGGAACACCUCCUGGCCUCCCUGUCUCAAUAAACCCCAUUCAAGAACAGAGCUUAGUGAAACAUUAAUGAUCGGUUGGGACCUUUGUACAGCCAGCAAGUUCAGGGCUAAUAGCGGAAAGACUGCUGGAUACUUUUUGCUCCCAAAAAAGGAUUGUUUCUUAAACCUUUUCACAAGCUUGUCAGCCACCCCUGUUAACACUCACCCGGGGGAUUAGGGGCACCCUAUUAGUAUUGUCACCUAGGAGGGUAUGGGGGCUCCUCCAGGGAGCUUGAGGCCCCAAUGGUUGCAUAUAAAAUGUUCCAGUUUUUACGGUUAAAUACUUUACUCUUGAAAAUCUGCUGUGGGGUUAAUAAAUGCCAAUUUAUAGUGAUAAACAUUGAAUAAGUAAUUUGUAAAGAGAGGGAGAAGUUUGAUCGAGAGUCUUCUAGCUAUCGUUUCUUUAUUACCAAAACAAUAAUAAACUUGAGCCACAAAUAAAAUUAUUCUCCAAUUGAAGACUUCUUAUAGUCAGAUCACUGGUAGAAAUGAUUUAAAUGGGUAUUUUCAGCCUAGAAUAUACAUAUUUAUAAAUUGCUGUGGAGUGGUUAUUUACUAAAAAGUGCAUUUCAAAUAUUUAGACCAUGGCAGCAGAACCUGCAACAUUUUUUCAGGCAGGGUGUUUUUAUAAUUAUUUAUAAAGUUCCAAUAUAUUCCGCUGUGUAGUGAUAUUUUGGGCUAAAAUUUGUGUUUCAGUCCGUACCAAAUUCUGUGAAUAAUUAGGACACGUUAUUCACUAAACUUUGAAUUGAAAUCCAGGUGGAAACAUUUAAGCAAACAUACCUGGUUUGGAUUAAUUCUCAAACACUGCUGAUCAAAUUUUAGCCAUUCGGCUUUUAAUUCACUACCAUUUUAGUGAAAUCAAAUAACUGUGAUAGUUUAUCUGUUGAAUAAAAUCUCAUUCAGUUAGAAAGGUGUUUUUCUAUUUUGGAUAUAUUACAGCUGGUAAAUAUGACUCUCUGCCAAUCAGAUUGUACUUUUCCAGUUCAGAGUUUAGACGUAAUACAUUCUUACCUCUAUCAUUUUUACGCUUCUAGAAUUGUAGAAGUCCUUUAAAUGUUGUAGCUCUAAACACCUGUUGUAGAGAUGAGGGGAAUGCACACUUUUUAAAAAAAAAAUGUUUGUUCUGAUGUAAAAUCUUGUGAGAUUGUAUUAUUCCGUCUUUAUAAUUAUUGAAAAAUUCAGUAGGCCUGUGAGGCUCUGCCCGCCCCGCAGCCAUGUUAAUCUGCCAUGACCUAGAUAUUCGCAGAGUGCCGCGAUCCACAAGACUCUCCCAGCAGGAUCCAUGAGUUUAUGAAACUAAAAUUGAAAGGAAGGUUUUAUUUUGGGGUGCGUCCUAAAUCUAUUCUUUGCUCCAGCGUAAAAUCGUACUCCGUUAAUCCGGCGUCCUGUGAAAAUAAUGAUGCGGGAAGGGGGAGGCGAUCCUUUCUGUUCAGCUGAAGUUAUCAGUCACUGGCUGCUUUCAGCCCCUUUCUUCCAGCUUCAAGGCAAGAUGGGCUUUUAUUAUCAUUUCCCUUUAAAUGACUGCACAUCAAGAACACUCUUAAAAAGGCCCUUCAGACUGGUCCAUUCAUUGCGCUCGGCGUUCCUGGAAUUCAAAACAUCUGUGUAUCAAAAGAGAGCAAUUUAUCCCCUCUGGUGCUUUGUGUUCAUUUUGGACGAGUUGGAGUUACCAUAUAAUGGCAAAGAAUACAAGCUUACCUUAAUAAUAGCCUAUGACGGAGCAUUGUAGAAUUUGUUUUAUAUACUUGGUAAUUUAUUUAUUUUUUCCCCCCUCUAAAUACAUAUAAACACUUCAGUUGCUGCUUUGUUAGGUACAGUUACCAAGUACUAGUAGGGGGGCCCCUUUUACCUCCAAAGUAGCAAUUCUUCAUAGCAUGGACUUAACAAGGUUCUGGGAAGAUUCUUUAGGGAUUUUAGUUCUCCCAGAUUUUUCAAUUAUAGGGACACUCUACUGCCCAAAUGCAAAGUAAAUAAAAACACUGUUUAGUAGAUGUACCCCAAAUAAAAAAUGCAUGCAUUUAAUUAUGCAUUUUCUCAUUGGGGGGAUAACUAAAACCAGCCUGCAAUACCUGCAGAUUUUUUUUUAUGAAGCCUUUAAAAACCCUCCCCUUCUAGCACCGUCCAGGCUUUCUGUGGCUGCCCAAUCACAGAUUUCCAAAUGCAACUCCAAUGAGAAGUCUUUGCAAGGCAGAUGCUCUGAGCAAUUACUACCUCUCGAGUUUAGCUCCACUGAGCUAGCAGAACCUAGUGCCUGCUUGAAGGCCAAGGGGGUGUAACCAGGUUACUUUAUAAAAGUGUCAAUUUCGAUUGAAAUCUGCACUUUCUGCAAAAUUUUAAAAAAAUUACACCUUCUUCACACACAAAGCUAUUCUGCAAUCUAAAGUGCUUCAGGGAUCUGGAGUGUCCCUUUAACUGUUCUUCCAGAGUAUUGGUAAAUACAACAAUGCCAAUUUUUACAUUUUAAAUUUAUUUUUCAUGCCCCACAAACACAUAUAUUUAAGUAUGGGGAAUAAGUCAACCUGAUAUUGAUUAGCACUUACAUUUUUUUUUCCAUUUAGGAGAGAGAUCUCUUCCCCAUGUAAAUUUAUAUGUGACCGCCCAUGAAGUACUCCCUGCAUGGUGUCAAUGUUCACUGCUUGCUAGUAUCUGAAUAGCCGAUUUUAUAGACUCUAUGCAAAGUUUAAACUGCUGGUUCCGUGCUUUGUUAUUUAAUCCUUGCAGAGCAAAAAACAUCAUACAGCCCUACUCACUACCAGGACAAAGAUUUUUUCCUACCUGGCACUGCCUGGUAAGCGGGAGACAAAGAAGGGAGCACCACUUGCAAAUCGUUCUGAAGAUCCUCAUAGUCAGAGAGGAGGUCCUUGCACACUCACCAGGGCUGAAUUUCCACUUGCCACUGUCUAGUAGGCAAGUGAAAGCUCCGCUGGAAGGUUAACAACUUUCUUAUACAGUAUAUCUCUAGUGUAUGCAGUAAAAAUAGGAGGAGUGCAUUUUACCCCAUUUUUUUUCUAUUUUAAAUCUGUGUACGUGCUGGAAUUUGGAGCAAACCAGUCACUGUUGUGUACACGAAGAAGCGAAUUGAGUUGACACAUGCAUUUAUUUUAAAGUUGAGUAGAUGGUGGCUGUAAAGCAAUGCUUACACUCUGCAACAACAACAACUGGUUUUCACUCACAUGGUACUCGGUUGUUUUCACAGAACCCCGUGCAUUCCGAGAAAACUCCCCAGCCCAAUACUCACCACCAGCAGCCCGUACUGCUGACACAAGGCAGGGUGAAUAAAUGGGAUUCAUUUCCGCCAAAUUCCAUCACAGCAGAAGUCAAGAUUUGCUGUCUACCUGAUAUUUCUUAGGUUUUUUUUUUUUUUUGGCAUUGUGCAUCUUCAUAAAAGUUACUAGUAAUAAGCUUGAACUUCUGAAAAAGGUCUUAAGCUUUAUUACUGUACACCAUACACCCCCCAUACAGUGUACAGAGCAAUAGACACACAGCACUAUCUCUCUGACUGACUGAAGCACCUGGUUCUAUUUCUGUCUCUGCGUCUGUACCGUUUGAAUAAAGAUGUCAGAAUGGCCAUUAUAUAUAAGAACCAACAGGGCACAAACUGAAAUGUUUACUUCUAUCAUUAUGGUUUUUGUGCAGUACAGAUAACUCCUCGUACAGGGCAUUGCAGAGCUGCAAUGUACUAUAGCCAAAAUGCCUACUAUAAAGCAAAAUUCAAUAACCAUAAUUAAAUACAAUUUCUAUACUGAGUGGCACAGCUGUCUCACAAGUAUAUAUUUUUUUUUUCUUCGUCCUAUAAUUUAUUCAGAAUUUGUCUAUUGUACUUUUUUAGCUGAAGGGCUAUGCACCUCCAUCACUGAGCUUUAGUUGAAAAGAAGAGAUUGAGGAUACGUUUUUUCUUAAAGGGCAACUGUCACUUCCCUGGGUUUUUAGUAGGUUUACUUAUUCUCUUCAUUUAACAAAGAUGUUUGGGACAUGUGAAAAAUAAAAUGAUUUUUAGAAAUCCACAUCAACGGGGUGCCCCCAUCUUAGCCACCUGUCAGCCAUUGUUAUAAGCCCUUUCCUUUGCACUUGGCAGUCAACACCAAGAAGGCAUACUUAAAUCUGUAAUAUAAAUUUUAAAAGAAAAUGAUUGAAAGGUGAAAGUAUUGACUUUCUGCAGAAUCGGAAAUCUUUUCAUUGCAGGGUUAAAUUCCCUUUAGUGGCUGUCAUACUGACCGUUUCAAUCAUAGAGACCCUCUACUUGGCAUGUGCUCUUUACUAUGGGAAAGCAUUGGAUUGGCUGAGAUCAUCUCGAUGAACUCGGCCAAAGAGGCGGAGCUGUAGGUCGGAGACCAGCGCUAUGAGUUGAAAAAGUAAAUAAAUAUACUCACCAUUUUAACCCUUGUACUAGUGGGCCCACUCACAAAAACGGUGACUAGGGCACUAUAGCAUUAGGAAAACACAUUUAUAUUCUUAAAGCUAUAGUGUUUCUAUAAUGAAAUCAAAGGAACUCCUACAAAAAACACCUGUGCAAGUGCUCUGCAUAUGUGCUAUUCCUUGUUGACCAGACGACUGUCACUGAUGUGCAUGCUCAGAUAUUCCACUUUGUGUGAUGGUAAAACUCUCAGCAUGCCAAGAACACACCACUGACAUGCCUAUUCUGCAGUCUCACCCCCUACUGCCCAAAUCCGUGUAUAAUUAGGUUUGCUAUAUUAUACCUCCUCUAGAAAUUCAGUCAUUUAAUGAGUUUAUAAUCUAAAUUGUUAAGAAUUUUAUAUACCAAAUUUUAAAAAAAAAUUAAAAAAAAAUACUGGUUAAAAUAGGGAGGGAGACACGGAAGUAGCAACACUUGAGGGAAGAAAGACCAAAAGUUCUGUUUUGGACAGGUUGAGUUCAAGGAAGUGAGCAGCCAUCCAGUUGGAAAUCGUGGAGAGGCAGUCAGAGACACAAGUCAAUAUUGGCGGGGAGAGAUCAGGAGAGGACAGGUAGAUUUGUGUGUCAUCUGCAUAUAAAUGAUAAUGGAAGCCAAAGGAGCUGAUGAGUUUACCAAGGGAGGCAGUAUAGAUGGAGAACAGUAGGGGACCAAGGACAGCACCUUGGGGAACGCCAACCGAGAAGUGUUGGGGAGAAGAGGCAGAGAAAUAAACACUGAAAAAGCUCUGGGAGAGGUAGGAGGAGCACCAAGAGAGAGCAGUAUCUCGUAGACCGAGAUUCCGGAGAAUGAGAAGAAGCAGUUGAUGAUCAACAGUGUCAAAGGCAGCAGAAAGAUCAAGGAGAAUUAGGAUAGAGUAAUGGCCGCAAGGUUUAGCAGCGAUUAAAUCGUUGGAUACUUUGGUCACAGCUGUUUCAACAGAGUGACGAGCGUGGAAUCCAGACUGAAGCGAGUCAAGCAGAGAGUUGGAUUCGAGAAAGUCUGUCAAUCUCACAUACACAACUCUCUCAAGGAUCUUGGAAGCAAACGGCAGUAGUGAUAUUGGGGAGUUGGGGACAAGGUUGGGCUUUUUCAGAAUUGGGGUUACAGUUGCAUGCUUAAAGGGUGAAAGAAAUGUGCCAGAGGAAAGGGAGAAAUUGAAAAUUUUAAUGAGAGGGAGACAAGGUGCGGAUGAGAUAUGAGUGAAUAGGAUCGAGGGAAUAGGUGGUGGGACCGGAGCAGAGCAGAAACAUCUUCCGCUGUAGAAGGUGCGAAUGAGCAUAGAACAGUGGAGUGAGUGGGGUUGGGUGAUGUAUUGGAAGGGGAGGUAUAGAGGUUAGAGAUCUCUUCCCUGAUUGUUGAGUCCUACACCAGUUAGUAGCAUGAACAAAAUACUCCACCACAGUAUCACAUGGUAAAAGGUACAAGUUAUAAGGUAUGAUCAAUGUUGUAUUGAAUGUUGCAAUUUCCAGAAAAGUGACAGUUAUCCUAUAAAAGCAGAAUAUGCAUUUAUUCAUUUUGUAGGCAGCACUAAGCACACUAUCCAUAAACUCCCUGGGAGUUCAUAGCGAUGGCGUUUCUAGAGAUUGCAAAACAUUUGAGCUGUUGGGCUGAAACACAGCUCUCUGAAGGUUUUUCUACAGCAAGCCUAGUAUGAUCAUUUAUUGAUGUAGCAAUUCCACUGUACUGGCAACAUUGAGUAUGGUGGGGGUGGUGGGGGGUAGACAAAGCUGAAAAUAACAAACUAAUAUUAUUAUAAUUAUUUUUACAAGUCCUGCCUGCAAUCCAAGAAGAUGAAUGGGCAGUGUGAUUGAAGAGGUGCUGGGGAACCUCUCAUAUUAUUGUAUGGGUGAGGCUGGGUUAAUGGAACAGGGUCUCAGAUUGCUCUCAUUUCUCCAGCUGUUUGCCUAGAAUACAAAUGACCUCUCAGCUAAUUCUUCGUGCGUCCCGUUGGUUAAUACAGGCGCUGAGUAAUUAUUCCUGCUGCUGGGUCUUUCAGCACUUCUCUGAUUGAUAAAUCGAUCCAUGUACUCUUGCAAUGGGGGAGGUUGAGAGGACAGUAAGUGUGAAUGAGGAGCAGUGCUGAGGCCAAGUUCAGAUCUGGAUCGUGUUGGGAAGAAGAAAUGUAUCGAUGUAUCUCCUUUUAUCUACCAAACUGGUUUAUCAUCUGAUGUGGAUCUGGGGCAAAGUCAGACUAAGCAGAUCUGAGGAAAUGGGUCUCUUGUGCUGGGUAAUAGGAAAGAGCAUACUGGUAUUUAUGGUUGGGAGACAUGUACUGUUGGGGGACCAGUCAUACUUUUUGCACGCUUGGGUUGUGGUGAAUUGGGUAGCCUAAACUCCACUUGUACACAUUUCUAAUGGAAAGAAGCCAUUCGUUGGCAUGGUAUGCUCCUGGUGGAUGGAUAGCUUCCUGUUCUGAUCAUUCUCCUUGCAGUAUAUACAGUUCUAGUGGUAAUUGUUCCAUGGGUAUAGUCUUUUUUGCGUUCUCAUCUCUCUCCUGCACUCCCACUGGGCUCAUGUUACUGAAUAUUUGCACUCAAGUGGUGAAAGCAGGAGAGAAGGGUUCUGUUGACUGGAUGGAGAAUUGAUCUAUCUACAGGAGUGGAUGUGUGUAGUUCCUAGGUUACGUGAAUGUUUGCCGUGGUGGUACAUUGGCUGAGAACUGGGAAGGGAGCUAUACAUUCUGUCUUCGGGGAUGACUUUGUCGCGUCCUCCACUUCAGCCGGUUAAAGAGCAUACACGAGUGUGCAAUAAUGGGGAUCUAUGGAGAAGACCAUGGGAUCCUCCUCAGAUCUCUGUGCAUAUGUGCAAUGACAAACGAUAGCUAUGUACUAUGUGUCAAGCAAGAACAUGGUGUCUUUCAACAGUCUUUGAGUGACAACGUCUUCUUGCUGCAUCUUACCAUUUCUCAAAGGUCUGCAUUUUUUUUUUUUUUUCUAUCAGUGGUCUUGAACACAACACAAAGUAUGCCCUAUUUUGCAUAAUGCAUAUCUGUUCAUUUCAUGAAAUUGAAAUACAAAAUUAUGAAUUUUUCUUGAAGUGUCUGUUUGGGGGAAAAAGUGUUUUUGUGCAGCUAGGACAUGUUUCUCUGAAGUUGAACAAUGAUAGACUUAGAUGUAACGGAUUUGCCAAAUAUCACAAUUAUCUUGGAUGGUUAUGGCUGACACUGGGGGAAAUUAAUGGUAUUCUCCUUUAAAGAUUUUGGCAUCAAUGUAAUAUUUUGGGUAAGCUUUUCAAAUGAUUUAAUAUUUUUGGAUAAACUUUUUAAAUGCUUAAAAAAAAGAGAAUGUAAAAAUCUGAAUAUUUCCAAACAUCAGACAUUCUUGUUUCUUGAUAUGUUGUGGUUUUAAAAUAGGUUUGUUUUUUUCCUUUCUAUUAGUAACAUGUUAUGGUCCUUUUUUAAGGCUCAUUAGCUUUUGUGUGAAGAUACUUUUUUGCGGGAAUCAAUUAACUACCCUUCCAUAUACAAUAUCUACAUCCGUGUGUAUUACUGUCUGAUUAUCUGUAAUAUGUUGCUUGCAAGCUCAGACGUAGAUAAAUAUUUACAGUUGUCCUAACAAAAUGUUAUCCUGGGUUUCAUGUGUAGCGCUUUGAGGUAAUAAUGGGACUGUAACAUCACAGGGGGGCUGCUAGUUAGGAGGGGGUAGCAGGCACAGAGCACUUAGAUGAGUGAGUGAAUCUCUUUAAAUCACAAAGUCGGAAAAAUCCUGUUGUUGAAAUAACUCAGCAAAGUCCUAAAGGAUUGCUCUCUAAGGCUUCAACCUAAUUAAACCUUCAAACGACACACAAGCUAUUUUUUUUUUUUUUUUUAUUAUUAUUUUUUUUUUUACCAAUUUGCAUUAAAAAAAAAAAAAAAACAACCUGACUUAAAGGGAAAAAAGGUGUAAUCUCUCUAUCAAGGAAUGAAAGUAUUGGGUGCAAAAUAAAGUAGAAAAGCGCACAAACUUUAUAAUCGUGCAAGUCAGGGUGAUUUAAAGGAAGAUGUUAAGCACCAAAUCAACCAAUUUUAGUGUACAGAUCAUGCUCCUGCAGUGUUACUGAAAAAUUAUCUGCCAUUUAGGGGAGAAAUCACGUUUGUUUCAGUUUAUGCAGCGGUAGCUACAAAUUUUUUUUCCAUUUUCAAAUCUUUCAGAUCUUAAAGCACAGUGUGUUUACUUUAGAAGUUCUAAUGGAUUUGUUCUAUUAAAGGACCACUAUAGUGCCAGGAAAACAUACUCGUUUUCCUGGCACUAUAGUGCCCUGAGGGUGCCCCCACCCUCAGGGACCCCCUCCCACCGGGCUCUGGGGAGAGGAAAGGGGUUAAAACGUACCUUUUCUCCAGCGCCGGGUGGGGAGCUCUCCUCCUCCUUUCCGCCUCCUCUCCUCCCUUUCGGCUGAAUGCGCACGCGCGGCAAGAGCUGCGUGCGCAUUCAGCCGGUAUCAUAGGAAAGCAUUUACAAUGCUUUCCUACGGACACUUGCGUGUUCUCACUGUGAUUUUCACAGUGAGAAUCACGCAAGCGCCUCUAGCGGCUGUCAAUGAGACAGCCACUAGAGGAUUUGAGGGAUGGAUUAACACAUUUUAUAAACAUAGCAGUUUCUCUGAAACUUUGUUUAUAAAAAAAAAAAUGGGUUAACCCUAGCUGGACCUGGCACCCAGACCACUUCAUUAAGCUGAAGUGGUCUGGGUGCCUAGAGUGGUCCUUUAAUUCAAUGUUAGUCACACACAGGAAGCUACUGCAAGGCUCUACCAGGCUAUUAACAGAGCAGGAGAUCAUAAUUUUUCUAAAUUCAACACUCCUUGCAAUAAAUGAAAUUUUAAAAUGUUAUGUCUCUUUACAGGAAAUGUGUAGGGACGUUGUAUUAGUCACAUGCAGAGGAGGUGUGGCUAGGGCUACAUAAACAAAGUGUUUUAACGCCUAAAUAGCAGAGAAUUGAGCAGUGAGACUGCAGGAGCAUGAUCUGUAUACAAAAACCACUUCAUAAAGCUAAAAUUGGUUUGCUGCUUACGUUGCCCCUUUAAGUACUAAAGGUCUGGUCACCUAUCAUGACAGACUGUGGACAGUCUGUGUAAGGUACUCGGGCAUCAGUGUGUUUGUUGGAAAUAAGCAAAAAAGCACUCUGUACAGUUCAAUGAAAUAUGUUAGUGCUAUUGGUCAGCAGAGUUGAUUUGUUUCCCAUAAACCCUGCAGUGCUGUUGAGAUUAGUGUGUAUUGCCGGUACAUUAUGGGAGAUGCUGGAGAUGGGGACAGUGGGAAAAGUCUGGGUCCCCCCCAAUCACUAGAUUAAAUGCAUAUUCAGUUAUAGAGAGUAGCAAAUCUAAUAGAUGAGCUUGAAAGCGUCAUGCUAGACCUGCAUCGUUCCAUUCUUUUUCUGGUACAUGAUGCUUCUGGCAUGGAUUGUUGAAAUAUCGAAGUAUACCUAUAUAUGGAUUUCUACCAAUAGUGGAAGACAUUAAGGUUACCAGCAAAACAAUAGACAAGUCUAAUAUCAGAGCCAAGAAGUCUAGAAGCUCUAUGUGUCUACAUUCAUGAGUUCAGAGAUGGCAUGUGAGUCUUUCACAUGGCAUUCAGAUGUCAGGCUCAGCUUUUAUUACAUUGUCUGUACAUCAAGUCCUCGCCAGUUAAUUAAACAUGAAAAGGUUGGCCAGGGUAGAUGGACUCUCUCAGGUAUGUCUUUGCCUUCAGGUUGAGCUGAAUAAGAGACAAUUCAUGGAUUAUUACAAAGUGCAAUUGUUGCCCAGUCUUUCUGUUUGUUGGAAACUUUCAACUGGUGGCUGUCACCCAAAAGUUUAGGCCCAGGUCUUGUAAACCCAUGCAGUGGGCAUCUUUACGAUCAUGAUUAUGGGGUGCAUUACCCUGUGCAGAUAGUCUUACAUUUCAAUGGAAUCAAGAUCUACUGAUUAGGGUCCACAAAUACAUGUUCUGUCUUUUGACAAGAAAUAUCAAAGUGUGGGAGGGAAUUACAGUUGAUUAGAAAUUUCAGUGUUAUACGUAAAAUAUAAAACAAUCCAAUAUUAAAGGAACAUGCAUCACUUUGAGACAACUGUCUCAUUCAAAAUAAAUCGCUUUGAAUAAUAGAGUUGCUUCACUCUGCAGGGUGAGAAAAAGUUAAGGGACCACUAUAGUCACCCAGACCACUUCAACUCAAUGAAGUGGUCUGGGUGCCAGUUCCCCAGGUUUUAACCCUGCAGCUGUAAAACUGCUAUGUUUACAUUGCAGGGUUAAUCCAGCCUCUAGUGGCUGUCAGGAAGAACGUUCAUAGGAUGAGUAAUUGAGUAAUGCUUUCCUAUGGGUGGUUUGAAUGCGCGCACGGCUCUGGCCGUGCAUGCGCAUUCGGCUCCACUCGGGAGCUGACAUCGGAGGGGGAGGAGAGGUCACCAGCACCAAAGGAGCCCGGCGCUGGAUUAAGAUAAGUGGCUGAAGGGGUUUUAACCCCUUCAGCCCAGCGGGACAGGGGCCAUGAGGGUGGGGUGGACCUAAGGACUAUAUAGUGUCAGGAAAACAAGUUUGUUUUCCUGUCACUAUAGUGGUCCUUAAGGACACAUGACCUGUGUGACAAGUCAUGAUUCCGUUUUAUUCCAGAAGUUUGGUCCUUAAGGAGUUAAGUAAGAGAUAUAUGUUUUUUUCAUAUUUGCCUGCUUUUUCUAAAUGUUUUCUACACUCACUCCAGGGGGGCACUGAUCUAACCAAUCCGUGUCCUAUCCCUAGGAAUGCUGGUAAAGUGCAUUGGGCAUGCCUGUCAGAUUUACAGAUGUGCAAGUGGAAGAUCUAUUCACCUUGCAACAUCUGACACAGGGAGAAGAUGGAGUCUGAGCAGUGUGAUCAUGCAGUGUAGGCUCCGGGGUCCAGUUUCUCUCUCCUGCUACCGCACACUAUUCCCUAUUUCUGUCAUUAGUUGGGGGAUUUGCAACUGAGAUGGGCAGGAAAGUGGUAGGGGAGGCUGAAGAAACUCCCUUGAGAGGCGGGUCCAACUGUGCAAUUUGACCAAGUAUAUACAAAUUUUGUAAACAUUUAUUACACUUAGACUUUUUUUAGAGUGUUUCUUGCUUUAUUUUGGUUUGUAUAUUCGUUUAAAAGUGCUUGCUUGCUGGUUUAAGUGAUGCAUGUCCAUUUAAUGGCAGUGCUGGUCACAUGAAGCAUAUUAUGAUAUUAAGAUAUUUUAAGGUAAAAGUAUUCUCUAAUUUUAACAUGUGACCAGUGAUACUAGGACACUUAACAUUCCACACCUAUACCACCUUAACCUUCCGCCCCUCCUACAUUACUUAUGGAAUAAAAUGUAAUACGAGCACAAUGAGAUACAAAAUAUUUAAAGAAACAAGGGAUAAUUAAUGGUAUACACUGUUAUUAAAUAUUUUUAUGAUGAAACGUACUCAGAACUCUUGACAAGUUAAUUACCACAUGUCAGGCCUAAUCGAGUAAUGGUAAGGGCAGCUUGAAGAUGGGGAUUCGUGCUCUAAACUAAGUUGACACAGGCAUUGAGAGGUAAUUUUAGGAUUAGAUAUGUCUAUUGAUAGAUGGGUGGGAGGGUCUGGUGAAGUGUGAGAUGUCUCCACAGAUAGAACAAGAUUAGGGUCAGUGAUACUGAGAUUCUCGGACACAUUGUGCAGUCUCCCCCCCCUCCUACCUCCAGCUCCUGUAUGUGGAGUUGAGAAUGUUUUGUGACGUUUGAAUAUCAUUGGGGCCACUAAUUGAGUAAGUGGACGUAGAUUGAUUGUUUAAUUAAAACCCAAUUUAGAACAACAUCGAUCUUGUUAACAGAUCCCCUAUGGUCGGCUUUUAAAAAGAUUAGAACGGGCCAGGAACUGUCAAUAGCGUGAACAGAACAACUUUCUUUAUCCAAGUAAAACUGUUUAAAAAUAAUUGCCAUGCCAUUUCUCGUCAGGCUGAAGAGUAUUUCUCUAGGCAGGCAUUGGAUAUUUGUUACUGUAAGCCUUUCAGUGGGUGAAGUCACAGUCUGCUCGCCUUCCAGACACAAGACCAGCACAGUGAAUAAUAACCUUCUAAGCCACCCCUAACUAUCAUGGACGGUGGGAAAACAACCAGUAAUUUAUUCAUCUUCUACCCUCCAAGGGGAUCCAUGUUACGGACUAUAUACUAAGCCCAAUAUGUGACGGGCAGGGAGGCAGUUUCCCCCCAGGAAACUAGUACAGGGAGGAUUGUAGACUGCUUCCUCACAUCACAAUAGUAAAUUGUAAUUGUGUUCACUUAUUGCCCACUAAUUCUUUCAGUAUUGUUCUAGAACUCUUAUUAGAAAUGUAAGAAAGGGAGUGGAAUAUGCUGUUUUUGUCUCAAAUUAGGCUAUUUGCAGUUGCCCCCACCAGGCCACAUGUAGCCAGCACCUGAUAUUUGAAUAUCCUGCGAAAGCCUGUCAGAGCCCCUGUAUCAUGGGGCGAUUUUGUACCUUGCUAUACAGUCCAUCUGAGAUCAUAUACCCUGUGAUAGUGUUACACAGCCCUUCUGUUGGGGGCAAUUAUAAACCCUGUGAUAGCGUUACACAGCCCUUCUAUUGGGGUAAUUAUAAACCCUGAGAUAGCGUUACACAGCCCUUCUAUUGGUGGUAAUUAUAAACCCUGUGAUAGCAUUACACAGCCCUUAUAUCGGGGUUGAUUAUAAACCCUGUGAUAGCGUUACACAGCCCUUAUAUCGGGGGGGUGAUUAUAUACCCUGUGAUAGCGUUACACAGCCGUUAUGUCGGGGGGCAGUUAUUAUAUAACCUGUGAUAGCGUUACACUGCGUUAUAUCGGGGGGUGAUUAUAUAACCUGUGAUAGUGUUACACUGUGUUAUAUCGGGGAGGGGUGAUUAUAUACCUUGUGAUCGCGUUACACAGCCGUUAUGUCGUGGGGGUGAUUAUAUACCCUGUGAUAGCGUUACACAGCCGUUAUAUCGGGGGAGGGGGCGAUUAUAUACCCUGUGAUAGUGUUACACUGCUUUAUAUCGGGGGGUGAUUAUAUACCCUGUGAUAGUGUUACACUGCUUAUAUUGGGGGUGAUUAUAUACCCUGUGAUAGCUACAUAGCGUUAUGUAGGGGGUUAUUAUAUACUCUGUGAUAGCGUUACACAUACGUUAUGUCGGGGGGUGAUUAUAUACUCAGUAAUAGCGUUUAGCAUUACACAGCCAUUAUAUCGGGGGUGAUUAUAUAACAGCCUUCCUAUUGGGGGGUGAUUAUAUAACCUGUGAUAGUGAUAGCGUUACACAGCCGUUAUGUCGGGGGGUGAUUAUAUACCCUGUGAUAGUGUUACACUGCUGUUAUGUCGGGGGAGGUGAUUAUAUACCCUGUGAUAGUGUUACACUGCCUUUAUGUCAGGGGGGUAUUAUUCCCUGUGAUAGCGUUACACAGCCGUUAUGUAGGGGGGUGAUUAUAUAACCUGUGAUAGCGUUUAGCGUUACACAGCCAUUAUAUCGGGGGGGUGAUUAUAUAACAGCCUUCCUAUUGGGGGGUGAUUAUAUAACCUGUGAUAGUGAUAGCGUUACACAGCCGUUAUAUCGGGGGGUGAUUAUAUUGCCUUUGCCUUCUGUGUUGCAGGGUCUCUAACGCAGUAACAGACUGUGCUGGAGCUGCAGAAGGUCUGUAGUGACAGCAAAUCAAAGGUGUGACAUAGAAGAGUUUGUCCUACAAAGCCAGUCAAGCAGAACAUGUGGAGUGUCUCCUGUUUGCUGCUUAAAGGCAACGUGCCUCCGUGAUUGAGGAUUGCUUAGAAACGCCCCAUUAGCUAGUCAGUUUCUGCACCAAAAUACGCUCUGGCUCAAAAAGCUUGACUGCUUAAUGUAAUGUCCUUAAAAUGAGCUACUGCUGCCUCCAGCAAUCCUUCUGCUGUGAAACCAUGCCUAUCCUGUGUAUUUACCAGUUAUCGGCUCUUUCUGUGGUGGUUUUAGAAAUUCACAUGUCCGGCAGAUUGUAGUUUUUAUGGACAGAGGCCAUGUCGUACGUCCGUCCAUCCUUCCCCCAGCUUUGUCUUCUGGUACAACACUGUUUUUGAGAUGGGCGUUUUUAAAUGCAGAACAUUCUUGCUUUUUCACAGUUUUUGGGGGAAUAUUCUGUUUGGGGUAUAUAUUAUUACUGGUAAAAUAAAACAAAAUAAAAACAUGGGCCUCUUAACCCCCCUUUCAAGAUAAGAGGCUAAGCAAAUCCCAUCAAAAUUCUAACCUCAUCUGUCUCACAGGGGUUAAAAUUGUUGAAACCAGUGAGUGAUCUUGUAAAUGACCUUAAUGCAUUGCUCUUUCUUUGAUGUGCCCUUAACCUGGAGAGCAUCCUUGCAUAUCCAAAAUAGCUUUUCCUUCUGUUCCCAGUGGUUCUGGACCGGUGAGUUGCCCUUUAAUAAACUGUGACAAUGAGCAGAUGGUGGAGAUCCACAACUGUAGACUGAUGUGUGACUCGUAUAAGCCUAGCAAUGGCAACGUUCUAUAUAUAACGUUUGCCAUGUAGUCCGCAUCGUUAGUGCCAUUCCUUUAAAACAUUUAUUUGUGUGUUUUUCCAGAAUGCAACCAAUUAGGUGCUCCUAGCAGGACUGAGGUCCAGACGCUGGGCUGGUACUGAGUGCUAAACAGGACGGAUACUCGGGAUAGCAGGCAUACUGAAUGUUUCACCUUGCCCACUGGCCCUUGCACUAAAUACAGGAAGGGUAGGCAGAUCCAGCAGGGCCCUGUGCAGUGCUAGGCGGACGUGUUGCUAAUUUAAGACUCCUCUGUUCUUUGAGUGCAUCAAAUGGAACAGCCAAGCCCUGUUGCUUUAAAUUUUUAUGACAGCUGCAGAAAGGGAGAGGGAGCAAACGUGACGCGUACAGCUCUAAUGGACUGAUCUAAGCUUCACAACCAAAUGCUUGUCUGUCUCUGGGUGCGUGUGCUUCUCUAAACAUGUUGUAAGCGCCGUGUUUUAAGCACAAGGUGGGGUUAUGGAGGGCAGAAUUGCUAUGUAUGGUAUUGGCCUGGAGACCGUAGGAAUGUUGUCCCUGACACAGGAGUGGUGGGCCAAGCAUAGUUACAUCUUAUAAGCAUUGGACAGCAGUCAGUCCUGAAUCCAGUUACCAAGACAUACAUACAGCAGUCUUGGUGUCCCUAGUUUCUUAGGACAUUUGAUCAUUCUCAUAGAUAAUUCAUGCAUAACAUGGCUGGCAGACUUAAACCACGUGACACUUUUCACCUUUUUUUAACCUAAACUACCACUGAUGUUGGGAUAGCAACCAUUGUGCACCACCUGCUUAUUGGCAUGCCAGCCCACCUAGAAACAGCCACCAAGAUUGGACCAGAUGUGUACAUGGCAAGCAAGCACAGGUCUUCCCGAACAGAAACCAAUAUGCCCCAUUUACUGACCAAACCUCGCUCGGCAUGUACCACCUACUGACCAAACCUUACUCUGCAUGCACCACCUACUGACCAAACCUCGCUCGGCAUGUACCACCUACUGACCAAACCUUACUCUGCAUGCACCACCUACUGACCAAACCUCACUCUGCAUGCACCACCUACUGACCAAACCUCACUCUGCAUGCACCACCUACUGACCAAACCUCACUCUGCAUGCACCACCUACUGACCAAACCUCGCUCUGCAUGCACCACCUACUGACCAAACCUCGCUCUGCAUGCACCACCUACUGACCAAACCUCACUCUGCAUGCACCACCUACUGACCAAACCUCACUCUGCAUGCACCACCUACUGACCAAACCUCACUCUGCAUGCACCACCUACUGACCAAACCUCGCUCUGCAUGCACCACCUACUGACCAAACCUCGCUCUGCAUGCACCACCUACUGACCAGAUCUCGCUCUGCAUGCACCACCUACGCUCCAAUAGCUCACAGGAUAUAUUCACCUGUUCGUAUGCCAGGGAGACGCUCCACCGUGCCCUUUAUCUUGCAAUUAUUUCAGGAUUUACCACUUGCUGGCAUCCUAUUUAGUUUUUAACCAGUUAAAGGCAUGUUGAGCUGUACCCACCACCUCUACCCUCUCUCGGUGUUUACUGCCAACCUGCCUCUUUAUCAUUGCCUCUAACAAGCUCUGUCACCGUGUAAAGAUCGGAAGGUCACGCUGACAGGUGCUCAUAUCACAAUGUAAUAUUUCCUGCAUGUUCUGCCCCGCAUCUCGGCCAGCAGUAACAGAUAAAUCACACUGAAAGAAUCUUAAUGGAUUGUGAGUCUGAUCAGCAGCGGUAAAUUACAGGAAGGAAGCACUGUUUGAGCUUGGUAAACACAUUAUUUAACCAAUGAUCCUCUCUGGCGCAGACGCUUUACAGGGCAGCAGUCAUUGCGAUGAAAUGUGAAUUGAGGCUGAUUCACCUCCUUCUAGGAUUCUGAUAUGCUGUUAGACGACCGAACAUGGACGCAGAUGUCGCCCGGGCAGCUAGUUUAUUACUAGGAAAAUCUGUAGAAUAGUUUACGUAUCCGCAAUGGUCUGCUUAUACAGGAAUUCUAUAUAUGUUUUAAGAAUUCAUUUCUUCCAGAGAUUCCUUGUCCUGGGAGCUUACAAUCUAGUACCAUAAUGGGAUGGUCUGCUACAAGGAGUUUACAGUUUUGUGACACUAUAGUUUAGGGGUGUAAUGUGACCCCGUGCCCCUGAACUUAUAUUCUGAAUAACAUGAAACAGAUUGAUAUCAAAGGAAAAUAACUAACUCAGACCAUAUCACAUAAGUUCAAGUAUAAGUUAAAGGGGUCUCCGGGACAUGGCGUCAACAAAGGAGAGGGUCUCCAAUGGAUCUCCUCUUUAAAAAGAAUCUUCUAACUUAUUAUCUAAAUUAUGAGAUUCCCUAGUUUUAAAGACUCUGCACAAAUAUAUAUUUUUAGAGCUGGUGUCUGAAGGGAAUAGCAGGAUAUGUCUGAUAGGAUAAUGGUGUUGCUUUCUCUGAUAAAUAUGCAAUUGGAGAAAAUCAUUUUAAUUUGAAUUGACAUAUUUUUUUUCUUCCAUUGCAGCUAUUUUAAAAAAAAAAAAAAAGGAAAGAAACUCGCUUUGGUUAUAUACACUGUGUUUUCUUUUUACAUUUUUUUUAUUGAAAUUCUUUUUUUUAUUUAUAGAUUUUACAACAUGAAUUUAGUAUUAUUAAAUUAAAAAUUGUAGAAAGCAAAAUACAUAUGUUUACAUAAACAAACAUUUGUACACUGUGUAUUUCGUAGUGCACAACAGCAUAUUCUCUAUGGUUAACCCAUUGACUACAUUUUUGGGAAUUUGGAGUUUGUUUAGAUUUCUGGAGAGAUUUUGAGGUAUAUUGUAUGGAAUUGAAAUCAGAAUGGCAAAAUUGAUUCUAAAGUAACCAAGCCGUGACCUAUAGUUCUUUUUCCAAAUCCACUUUAAUAUAGCCCCUCGUGAUUUCAUCAUUGGUUGGGAUAGAUUUCAACAUGGAACUCUAAUAAAUUGUUACAUAGAUUGUAGGAUACAUUGGUUUUAGCAAUGACUUCUCCCCAUCAAAGAGAUCAUUGUAUGUCUUUAGGGUAAGCUAGUACCCAGUUUGCCCGAGGAUUAGUCUAAAAAACUCUAAAAGAUCAUCUUGUCCAUUCUACAUAAAUAGGUCUAACCGACCCUCAAAUCCUGAUUGGUUUGUUUGGUGUGGGGGAGGUGGACAGGGUGGUAAUAUCUCGGCAGUGCCUGUUGUACGUGUUCUGGGUACUAACUCCAAGAGAACACGCAGGUAACGUGCCAUUAAUACUUCAUUUAGUUAGCUAAUUGUAAUUAUUUACACUUCGUUUGGAGCAGUGCGCAUUAUCCGCCAUUGAUACGAGAUAAUUACCAUUCUUUUACACUAUAUUGCUACAUCUAUUCAGAUUUUCUCCUAAUAAAGCAUGACCUGAUCCUCACAUGUUUUUUUUUUUUUUAUGUAAACGAGGAUUCUUGAAGAUCACAGGGAUAUAUAUUUUAUUUAUUUCCUGUAUAAAUUAGAAUUUUCUGCUAUGCCUUAUCUGUACAUAUAUAAAGUAUAUUCAGUCUAUGCAUUUAAAGCAUGUUUAUUGCCUGACAGAAGCAUGUGAAUUUAUUGAUGGCUAGGGUUGUGUGGGUGGGCGCCAAGCAGGAUUUCGAAAAUGGGGGAGGAUGUGUAGGAUGUACAUUAUUAUCUAGGGUUGUAUCAAGAUGGACAAUGCUCUGAAUGUGGCGUAGGUGUUGUCAUAGGGUCGUGUGGAGCAGGAUUUCAUAUUGUCUCGAUUUCCCCUUUAUCAAACCUCUUUAUUGCUAAUCGUUAUAGUGAUUGCUCUUCCCAUGCCUUGCUUGAUAUGAGGCGUGAUCCCAACCUGGAAAAACAUAGAAAUGUGUAAACCAAGCGCUUAUAAAAAAAGAAAAUGGUGGAACGUUAAAAAUUACAAACCUAUUUUGUUGAAACACCCAAAAUGUACAUAGUGUAACGCUGACUAGGCUUAACGCAUGUAUGUUGUAUUAAAUGGGAAUGAAUCGGUCUCGGAAUACAUAUAAAAAAAGAAAUUAAAUAUAUAAUGGUGCAGCUAUUAAUGAAGAGCAGUGAAUUCAAAUAAUGAUGUCCCACAUCACUAUUGUUUGAAUUAACAGCUCUUCAUUGAAGGGUGCACUACUACACGGUUAGUCUAUGUCGAUCCUUGGGAGCUUACCCACCAAACACACAGUGAUCGCGUAGUGUAUUGGUCUCUUUGGUUCAUCAUUUUAGAGUUAAAUCCACCUCUUUGACAACUUGUAUGAGCGAGAUCCGAUAGGCUGCAUAAAGAAAUAUUUAAAGAACUGUUAAUUUUGAAGCCUUGGGUAUAAUAAUCCUGUUUUCCUAAAAUAUUGGAUUUCUCCCUCUCUCCUUGCAGGGGUAGCUGUUAAUGUUGCUGUGCUUUUAUUUUUUUAAAAUUUAUUUUAUUUUAAGACUUUUUAUAAAGACUUCCCUUCUCUUACCAGAACAGAAUUAUUUGUAAGAGGGAAAAAAAAAAAAAGCUCUGUGGGGCAUUUUAAAAAAAGUGAUUUUAUUCAGCGACACAUCAAAGCAGUGACUUGAAAGGUCGAUGGCUCUUUUGCUCUUCGGCUAAGUUGGGUUGCCUGGCACCUUAACUUUACAGCUUUGAUGUUUGAGAAUAGUGUAAAGAUAAAAUCCCCUAAUACUUUAUUCAUAAGAAAUGCCAGAAAUUGAAUAUUUUAACACAUAUUUUAGCUUGUCCCUAUUUAUGGAAAUGAGGGAAAAUGCUUUGAUAAUGUUUAUGCAUGUAGCAUGUUCAAGUCAAUGUGCAAACCUAGUGUGGGAAUUAUUCUACUAAUGCUACAAGUGGGUUUGAGGGAAACAUUACUACUCCUGCAGUUUGUUUUGGGAGUCGAUAUCCUAGCCCGUGUGUGUGUGUGUGUGUUUUUUUUUUAUUUUUUAUAAAUCCAACAAUGGUGGACAGGUGGUGAUUUAGGACUAUCGUGAUGCUCCUGCUGGAUUUGGGAAGGGAUUUUAAUCAUGCUACAUACCUUUGUGAUCAACCAUUGUGUUGGAGGCUUGGGGAAUAAUAUUUUAGUCAUAGACCUUAAAGGGGCAGAUUCCGAACCUAAUCGUGGGCAGACAGGACCUGUUAUUUAGGUGGGUGGGGGGUGUUAAGAGUUCAAGGGAAAUAAUAGAAAAAAGAAAUACGUUAACGUUUAUUCUCCUAUCCCUGAGGCUUACCGUGGGCCAGGGAGGGUGUAUCCUUAUCUGGUGGUAUGGUGGGAGAUACUUCUUAUCUUACUUCGUAUGCUAUCCCAGUGGGUGUAGACCGUUCCUACAGGCCAACGCUGGGUAGAGUAAUUCUGUUUGUUCUGUAAAAGUAGCAGAGAACGUGGUUUAGCCCUUGAUUCUCCUCUUAUCCCUGUUACCAGGCGGCCUGGCAGUUAAAGGAGAUCUUUGAUCUCUCUACCAGGUGAUCAUGAAGCAACCUCUCUGGGCCAGUGCUUAAAAGGGCUGGCCCUCCAUGCACCAGCUGGACUCUUGACAGCCUCGACAAAGUGUCUUGGGGGGGGGGGGGGCACGUAUCCCCCCUUCCCUGGGACAUGAAUCCUUUUUGGAUAUUUUAGUCUUACAGUACAGCUUGGGGACUAGACAUAUAGUGUGGCAUCUUUGUCUAUAGACCUAUAUAUGUGUUGUAUGGUUUAAAGAGUAAAAGCUUGAAGAAUGUGUAGGUGCAUCUAGUAUGGGUUAAUAUUGGCCUUUCAUUUAAAAAAAUCUGUGUGUAUAUAUCUAUUUUUUAUAUAUAAUAUAUAAAACCAUCCUCACUUACAGGGGGAGAUUUUAGCAGCUCAGUGGUUUCGGAUGAGAUCUGCACUGAGGCUGUGGUAGAUGAUGAGCUGCUUGGAGUGGGAAUAAAUACUUAUUACCCAAGAUCCUCUCUUUGCCUGGGGGUUCCAGUACUGUAGAGCUGCCAGUGGUGGGCGCUCUUCUCCAGAAUGUCUCGGUUGCUGCAGAGCUGCCAGGGGUAGGAGUGGGUGCUUGAUUACCCCAGAACCUUCCUUCCCGUAUGUGGAAUUUUUCCCCUAAUAAAAUCUCUUCAUCUGGCACCGAAUCCCAAACUCCCUCCGAAUUACUUUGAAUUGCAAAUCGCUGCCAGCUUCUAAAUGACCUCAUAAAGCAGAUUUAUGGGAGACUGGUGUCAGAAAUCGCUGUUUUCAUUACUGGGGCAGGAUUUAUCUGCUUGUCAUGGUAGCUUUUCUCUCACAGCUCAUAAACUGCACUUCCACCAGGGGCUUUAUUGCAAUGCUACUCGAGGCCUUCCAAAUUAGUGUUCCGUUCCACUUCCCCAAGGAGCUUACAAUCUAGCAUUGUACAAGGCUCUGCUUUCAGUCCUCCCUUUCACGCCUCCAUCUCUCCUCUAGAACUGUGUGUUCUGUUGGUCAGAAUUUGUAUACUAAAACAGUAGUAGAAAUGGGAAUUGCAUCUUGACUGGAAUCUUUUAGAACAUGCUAUGAGAAUGUGAAUUAAAAGAUGUAGAUAGAUAUAUAUGUUGUCCUAUGGCCUGUAGCUUUAUUUUCUUGCUAUUUCUGUGAGUUAUUGCAGUCCCUUAUAUGUUUUGAGGUUUUUUUUCUUCCUUUUUUUUUUUCUUUUAACUAUGUGGAAAUGUUCUCUGUCUGUACAGACCUUACAGAGACACCCUGCCCUUAUCUGCUGUCUGAGAGCUACGCUAUGUCCUCUGUGAGCUCCCAUCCAGCUGGAUUCAUUGCUCAGACAGCCGGCUCUGCAAAUUAAACCACUAAUUUCGCACUGGUGAAAAGCUGCGGGGUGUACACCUUUUCGGAAUUACAUUUUUAACAAACCAAAAUUGUGUGUGUGUGUGUGUGUUUUAUUUUUUUUAAAUAAAAAAAUAAAAGCCAAAUGCAACAUUGUUCAAUCUUCUUAGUGAAGGCACAAAGGGGCCUGUGAAGUUGGGCAGAUUGUAAUGCAGGGACCUGUUAAGUAGAUUACCCCCUGUUUUCUGGCUGUUUGAAGAAGUGGGUUAACGGAGUGUGCCGAAAAUGAAGCAUUGCAUGGCCUUUUCAAAUCUCCGCCACGCAUAAUCUGUCACUUAUGUGGCAAGCGGUACACUCUUCCUAGAUCUGUACGCAUAGGGCGGCCACCAGAUAUUUAUAUUUCUGUCUUGUACAGGCGACUGCACUGAAUCACAGGCCGUAAAUCCUGACACGAAUACUCCAGAUAUGAAGGAAAUUUGCACAAACAAAGAAAUAGGUCAACUUUGAAAUAUUCAGCAUAAAAAAAAAAGGUAUUGAGUGUCCAGAGAGCACGGCCCGAGUUAACACUCUUCUUUCUUGUUGUGCUAAACCUUUACUUUUUAGGAAAAUGUAUUUUACUUCACUCAAACAGGUAUUUGGUGGCAUUGAUACAAUGUGACGUGUGGACACAGAUCCACUCUUUAAGGUGGGCACAGCGUCCAAGCAUACACAGAUCCGAUGGGCACGGUGCAAAAUCUGUCCAGUUUCUCCCUGUAGGACCACACUCCAAUCCAUUCUGUAGGGUGCGCACAGUGCUGUACACCAAAACACUGAGCAUCAUUUUGUAUUUCACUGUAAGUCAUUCUUUAGAUUGAGACAGUAAUUGAUUCCCUGUAAAUUUCCAUAAAUUAUAUUUAUUGGUGACACUGCUGUGCCAGGACCACUGGCCAGCCAGUGACCUCCCCAUACUGCCAGUGUCAGCAUAAUGUAUCAUCUGUUACACUGUUUCUAAAGACCAUUUUGAUUAUUGUGGGGGAAUGUGUCUGUGUUCCCUACAAUGCACUAAAUAGGAGAUGGACCUUUGAAUGGGCAAGUUGUAGACACCCGUAUUUUAGGAAUAGGUUAGAGUAGUUUAGCCAGUCGAGGGUUUUUUGUUUUUUUUAUAGCUCCUUUUGUUUUAGGUAAAUACAGAUGCUCCUGGAUGUGGGGUUGUGCCGAGCCUCUUGAAUUUAAACUCUGUAGUUCUAGUCCCUGGUUUCCAGGUAGGUAAUGCUGGAGCAGGGGAUAAUAUGCCCUCUUAAAGUUCUGACAUUUCAUGAAGCUACAUGAGAAGUGGGGGAAAGGUCUGGGUGCACUCAUCAGUGUGCCAACCAUUGUAUUAUUAUUGCCAUACAGAAUCGAGAAGUAAGGGGAAGGCACUUGGUUACAGUUUGAGGUUUUCUUAAAGUAUUCAGAGAGCACUGAUUGCGUUUGCAGGAACUGCUUUAUAUGUUUGGGUGCAGGCUGGAGUCAUGCCCUGCUAGCUCGUCCUUCCUGUUGUCAAUCUGACAAGAGUGACAUGUUUGGCAGAACGCGCCUACAGACACAUUUGAAUUUCCAAAAAGUGCUCAUUCCUUGUGGUUUUUAUUUGGUCAUCCAAUCGGAAAUAUUGCUCAGGCGGAUCGAGCUGUAACUGACAGGAAACAUGCUCAAAGCGACCUGCUCAAACUUUGCCCAAGAAUCACAAUUUUGCAAACUUUGUAUUUGCCAGUGCUUGGGUCGGAGCUGACACCUUUCUAUAUCUGAUCUUGGGCAGAUGGCUUAGGCACGGUUCAGCCAUCUUGCCAUCCAAGUCCCUAUCAGUGCCCACCUCCUGACACUCGUGAGUUUUACACCUGUCGCAAAACUAUUUUGGUUCCAUUUUGUAGUAAUAUAGUAGGAUAUUUGCCAUAAUUCUGCCCAACAUUAUGCAUGAAUAUAUCUACCUUCAUUUUUUAUUUUGAUUGUUAACCCAUAUAGCGGUUAAUGGACCUUGAAAGCAUGAUUUAUGCCAAUGUUAAUGCACUGUUUUGUCACCGCAAUGGAAUGCACGUAGCCAGGCAUAGCUAAGGAGUUUAUGAAUUCGGUGGAAUAUUCAGUAUUGUACUGUUAAACAGAGUAAGUUCUACCUUAACGUGCAUUUUCCAGCAGUGAAAGUCCUGUCUCAGGGUUCGAUUCGCUUUGUAACCCUCUGAUUAUUCGUAGUGUUAAUUUGGGUCAGUUAAUUUAUUUCCCGCUCAGCUCACAUCAUUCUGCCUAGCUCCUCCUCGCUCCACAGAGCAGGCAAAUGAGAACAUUCAUAAGCAGCCGUGACAGCACCGCAGGAUCGGAGUUUGGUACCAGUGAUAAGUCAGGAAGGGACCCAGGACUCCCUUCCCUUAUACCUCAGCAUAAUGUUGGUAUCUUAUGCCAGCGUAAGGGUCUUUUAACAGGAUUCCAUGAUGAAUACUAAAAGAAUAGGCCCCAAACUGCAAUGUACAUGUGUUGGGUGAAGAAUAUGUUCAUUAGAUACACCUUGUUAUCUGGACUGUCCUCUUACCACAGCCCUGCCGUAACACAGGAGUCCAAUAUGUCUUGUCCAUUACUAUUAUUGUGUUAAUGCCGGGGUAGCAUUACAGUGUAAUUUUUUGGCAAAAUCUGAAGGUCAAGGUCUGUGCAGUAAAUAAUUCAUCCCUAAUCUUCAGAUUAUUUAUCGGGGCUCGUAAGCGAACAUCACUUUCCCCAAAUGUUUAACUGAUAAGGCAGGCUGUGGCUUGCUGGAAUUGCUAGUUCGAGUGACUGUUGUUAAUGGCGCAAAGCAGGCUUGUUUUACACAAUGGCUUGAGAUGUUUACAGACUGUUAUUGAGUUUGAUGUCGGGGCAGACAGGAGUACUCCCUUUGUGGGAAGUUGUGGUAAUUAUCUAGUAGAAGAUAACGCACACUAUCGUCUUACAGAGCUGGAAUGAUACGUGAGCUUUCCCUCAAUUUCUGGAGACCUGCCCGCGUCUCCUCCCGAAAGACUAGCUCUUCUCCCUGAGACACAGUUAAGGAUGUAUCUCUGUGAAACAUACACUCAUUUAUUUAGCAAAACAUUGAGCUGGCUUUUAAUUCUGGAGCGUAGUGCCUGUACGAGGAAGCUCGAAAUACAGGUUAAUAAUUAAUUGAGUAGGACCGCAGGGUCACCGGCUCCAGUGAUCAUCACAAACCUGCUAUUCAGUCUCACUCCGAUUAGGAGGCCGGCGAUUGUCUGCUGAGUGGAUAUAUGGGGAUUGAAGCUCUUAAUCAAUGAUAGGCACUCCCGGAAGGCUGCCCUUUACGGCAUUAAGAAAAUAAAAGGGAUUUAAUUUUAACAGGGCGCGAAAUCCUCUUUCUGUACGCUCCUUACUCAGAGAGCCUCAUUAGUAUGUGUAAAACCAAGAGACUUAGUGACUGCUAAUUCUCCACUAAACGAGAAUCAUGGCGUGGAACGGAAACAACUCAAUCUGGUGGAUUUCUGAAGAGGUUAGCACCCUGCGUGGGAUGCCAACGGGGACUAAUUGUUCGUGUUCAGGAAAGGAUGAAGGCUGAAGAGACUUAGGGGAUUGUGUUAUGGCUUUCUAUGUAUAUGGUAUGCGCAAAAGGCUGGGAUUUAUAAAUAUGAAAUCUAAUUGAGUAAUAGGAUGAGUCUUGAUAAAGUGAAAUGCUGUGAAGGAGGAGAAAUGAGUAGUUAAAAAGAAAACCACAAUAGUCCACUGCUUGUUGCUCCCAUUAACUAUGUGACCACCCCCCCCACACACACUCCCACUCACUAUCCAUUUCUCCCAAUCACUGUUGAUCUUCUGCUCUCUAUAGCCCUGUGAUGGCCCACUGACCCUGGUCUCUUGUUCCCAUGGGCCCUGUGAAGGCCCACUGUCCCCGGUCUCCUGCCCUCUAUGGCCCUGUGAAGGCCCGCUGUCCCUGGUCUCCUGCCCUCUAUGGUCCUGUGGAGGCCCACUGUCCCUGGUCUCCUGCCCUCUAUGGCCCUGUGGAGGUCCACUGUCCCUGGCCUCCUGCCCUCUAUGGCCCUGUGAAGGCCCACUGACCCUGGUCUCCUGCUCCCAUGGGCCCUGUGAAGGCCCACCCUGGCCUCCUGUCCUCUAUGGCCCUGUGAAGGCCUGCUGUCCCUGGUCUCGUGCCCUCUAUGUCCCUGGUCUCGUGCCCUCUAUGUCCCUGGUCUCGUGCCCUCUAUGUCCCUGGUCUCGUGCCCUCUAUGUCCCUGGUCUCGUGCCCUCUAUGUCCCUGGUCUCGUGCCCUCUAUGUCCCUGGUCUCCUGCCCUCUAUGUCCCUGGUCUCCUGCCCUCUAUGUCUCUGGCCUCCUGCCCUCUAUGGCCCUGUGAAGGCCCGCUGUCCCUGGCCUCCUGCCCUCUAUGGCCCUGUGGAGGUCCACUGUCCCUGGUCUCCUGCCCUCUAUGGCCCUGUGAAUGCCCACUGUCCCUGGUCUUGUGCCUUCUAUGGUCCUGUGAUCGUCCACUGUCUCCUGUUCGCUGUGCCCUGUGCUUGUUUACUGAAUUGUAAUCCUGACCCCAGAGAGUUUUAUGUUGGGCACACCUGCUCCUGCAAUGUGCCAGGGGAGGGUCUGUUGUUGUUUAAAGGGCAGGUCCAGCCCUGUGGUGCACUCUGAUGUCCUAUCUUUAACCUGAACCUGUGGCCUUCAGAGACCUGGCCAUCCUGAUUGCUUGUUGUGAUUAUAUGUUAACUUGGAAGCUGUGUUUCCAUUAACCCGUUAUCGCCUGCAGCGAGCAGGUGUACGGAAUGGAGUCCCAGGUACAUGUAGCAAAGGGAGAUUUGUGGAAUGUGGAGAACUGUGGCAAGAGGCUAAUUGUAUUCCAAAGUUUGAAGGAAAAACAUUAACAUGGCCAAAUUGGAAGAAUAAAACCCAAACUCCAGCUAUUUUUCCAUUGCUGAUAGUUUGGCCUAGUUUUAGUUGUCAGUUUGCAGCUGCUGUUCAGUAAAUAAACCCCAAAAGAAUACAGGCUUGUGAUGAUCGCUCUUUACUUCAGACAUGAAACAAGACAAGAUUGUUUAUCUUUGUCCUCCGAAAUAGAGGAAAUAGCGCUUAACUCAUGGCAUGCCAUGAAACACUUCAUUCCCUAUUAGCUGUGAAAGGGUUAAAGCCAAGGGGGGAUGUUUAGUGUCAUUUACAGAAAUACAUAUGUGUAACAUGUUUUAGACCAUAUGGCAGGACGCCGGCGGAAGCUAUUUUCUCUUUUUCCAAUAUAUCUUAAUGUGUGUCUCAUGUACAGAAAUUCUAUUCCACAACCAUCAGUAUGUUGUAUUUAGGGCGGGAGGGGGGGUGUUAUGCAUAUCAUUAUGGAUUAUUUAGUAGCUUUUAUACAGUAUGGUAAUGGGCACCUUGUUCUUGGUAGGGGUAAAAUUAAGGGGAGGGGUGGGGGUGAUUGUAUUAUAAUACAGCACAGGGCAGCUUGCUUUCUGACAUGAAUUAUGAAUUUGGGGAUCUGUAAACAGUAGCCAGUACUGGAGUUGGACAAGUGUUAAAACUGACCGCUGUUGGUCAUGCUAAUGAGAUGGAUGUGUACAGAAAUUUUGCAGAGGAGAAGGGGCAAUAAUGUGCACCAGGGCGUGAAUUAGGAGGGUCCUGUGACAGGCCCAUGUACUCGAAGUACUGAUGGUUUCAUUUGGAAGGCACGCAGUCUGAGGAUGGUCUGUAAGGAGACCUUGAUCACAGCAGACUGGGUGCUGUAUACAUCACUAAAUAAUGCUUUGUUUCCUAAACCAGCUAAUUGGUGAUUAAUAAAUGGGAUCGAUGCAUGUUAUAAAUUUAAAGAAUUCCACCAACAGUCUGUGUUUAUAUGGGGAGGAAUCCAUCUUUGGGAACCGUGACAUCAUUUAACGAAGUCGUUAUGGGCACAAUAGUACGUUCGUGUUGAUGGUAAAAUGUCACAUGCUUUGCUGGGUUGCAGAGCUGCUGCCAUGUAACACAAUUCCUCCAUUCUGCUGCAGUGUGCUCCAGACACUGAAACUGAAUAACUGAAUAUAUUGUCGCUGAUUGCGCUGACCUCCUGCACGGCUGGAGAGGAAUUUCGCAGACAUGCAGUUUUUACACAGCGUUGUUUCGCUUAAAUAAAAGCACCUCUGACCACAACGCCAGCAGACUGAGCUACGAAAAAAUAUGUGAAAUGAUGUAUAAUUUGUGUUCUCACUCCCACGUAUCGCCAGUACCUGUGAUCCAGUGUGCAUCCCCUUAACCCCACUAUCCAAUGAAUUAAUAUGACUUGGGCUCUUACUGCAUUUUCUGUAGAAAGGGUCAUAUUGCCAAGUGCUGUCUAUGCUGUGCACUCCGGGUUUUUCAGUACAGUGAGAAUUGUUGGGAAUUCAAAGGGAAUUUCAAAUUUAAGACCAAACUGGAAAAACUAUCCAGUCAGCUUUGGUAACAGUUUGUCUACUUUAGCCUUUAAUUUAAAACUAAAGGGACACUAUAGUACUAAGGACUGCUACAGCUUAAUGUAGUGGUUCUGGUGUCUAUAGCCUGUCGAUGCAGUCUUAGCACUGUAAACACUGCUUUUUAUUUAUUUUUUUGAGAAAAUUUAGUGUUUACAUUGCUGCCUAGUCACACCUCUAGUGGCAAUCACUCAGAAGGCCACGAAAGUGCUUCCUAUAUCAGUGCUGCACAGUGUGCUCUGUAUGGAGGUGCUGCACAUUCCUCAUAGGUACAUUGAUUCAAUACAUCUCUGUGAGGAGAUGCUACUUGGUGCAGUACUUUCCUAUAGGAAAUAAUUGGAUUGGUUGAGAUCAUCAAGAAUGAUAUCAACAGCCAUAGAGGCAGGGCCAGGCACGGUCACUCACUUUGGUGAGAAAUCCUGAUUCCUGGGAUUGUGAUCUAUAGAAUAGUACUUGAUAUUUGUCUAAACCACGUUUCAGCAUUAAAUGCCUCAGUCCAUCGUGACUUAUCUUCAGCCCAGAAUACGGACCCUUGAAGGGACUUCCUUUCUUAUAAGGAUGAGGUGGGAAAGGGCACCUGUGAUGAUGGUCACUCUGCUUCCAUGUGGCAGCCGUCUCUUCUCCAGUAUCUAGUUUAACCCAAGCUCAUGGAGUAUUACUUACCACUCUAGUGGGGAUUGUGAGGACAUCAACUUACCUUGUACAACGGAUAAACGUAUAUUUUGUUUAUAUUUAAAAAAACAAAAAAAAUAAACAUUUAUAAAACACUCGUACAAAAGUGUGUGUGACACUUUUGAAGUCCCAACAUAUUUGGCAUCUCAUCAUUUAACUCCUGAUCUGUAUUUUGUCUGGCAUGGUGUUCCCCCCCUUCAUAUUUCACAUGAAUUUCUGGUUUUAGAUGUAUACUCUCCAUUUAAGGAUUGGAAAUGGCUCCCUAUUCCAUUUUUCUUUUCCUGUAUUCAGCCUUUAUCAUCUUUACCUUUGUAAAUGGCUGCAGUUUAAAAAGUUUACUUUGAUCUGAAUUUCAGUGGCUGGCGUGGCUCCUGCACCAAAUGAAAGCAGGGUAACAUGGCAUACACUAGAGGGCGCCACUCCUAACCCUAUGUAUUCUGCACCCUGAGCCACAAUCCUGGCAAAUAAAGGGUUUGGGGAUGUAUGAUUUCUGUUUUAUUAUCUUCUGAAUAUGUGGAUUUAUUGAAAUAAGAAGAAUUGCUUUCACCUAUCUGACCAGCAUGCUUUGUCAUUCAGACCUGUUGUCCCUGUAAAAAUAACAGCACAUUUUGUCACAAGCAGAGAGCUAUAUGGAUCUUCAUGUGAGCAGUGCCUCUUCACUUCUUGUCUCUGUCAAUAUUAUUUUGUCUUUGUCAAAUAUCCCCAUUGUGUAAUUGUACAGCGCUGCAGAAGGUGAAGAAAUACAAUAGUGAGCGCACUCAAUAAAUGUAAAAGGUUACCACAAAUAUAGAUGGAUACAAUCCUAAAAUAUGAAUACAAAUGGAGAUCAUAGGCUAAUAUUUAUUGGUUCAACAUAAAAAUGUGAAAGUAUAAAACGUCCAUUGGUUGCUUGCCACUUGACGCGUUUUGGCAAGUAGCCUUUCUGAAAAGUGGUAGUCCUGUUCUCCUCCGUGAUUCUGUUUACAAAUGGAGUUUUGGCACCCUCUCUUGGUGGAUUCAAGUUCCCAUUCUUGCUUACAUCAUCAUUGCGCGUCUGACGCUUACGUUUUCCAUCCUUGUGUCGUGAUGUCAUGAUGGUAUCAGCGUAAUGACGUGGGAGACGGAAGUCUUCAAACCGCCAUAUCAGUAAGUCCAUUAUAAAUGGCGGUUGGACACGUUAUGUGGCAUUAUUGUAAUUAAUCAUAUUCAAAAUAGUAAAAUAUAAAUGAAACAUUGAUUAGAGAAAUCUUAAUAUUACAACAUGAUAUUAAAAACGAAGAAAUGUGCUGGCGCUAUAUAAAUACUCAUAGGUUGAUAAAUAUAGUGAUAAUAGUAAUUAAAGGGAAACUCCAGGGCCAGGAAAACAAUCCAUUUUCCUGGCACUGCAGGUCCCCUCUCCCUCCCACCUCCCAAUCCCCGGUUGCUGAAGGGGUGAAAAGCCCUUCAGUCACUUACCAGAGGCAGCGACAUGUCCCACGUCGCUGCUUCCGCCGCCGCUCCUCCUCUGCAUUAAGUUGGGCCGGUGCGCUAGACUGAUCCUGCCCACCGGCCGGGGACACCUAUUGCCACGCAUGCGCAUUAGAGCUCCCCAUAGGAAAGCAUUGAAAAUGCUUUUCAAUGCUUUCCUAUGGUGAAUUGAGCGACGCUGGAGGUGCGCUUAAAUAAAAAUAUUAACUAUUGCUAACUCAACAUAUAUCAUAUCUCCAUAAAGAGCCAUGGAUACGGUUUAUAAACAUGCAGAUAUGGGUAAUAUUGUCAUUGAGAGGGUGGAGUAAACUCCAAGGCUUAUAAAGUGAAUUUUGUGUUUUUAAUUAUGCUGUGAUAGCUGUGCCCACAUUUUACUUCAUUCUCCUGAUGGCUGAUAUAUAUUCUCCUGAUGCCUGAUAUAUACACACGCACACAUUUUAUAUAAUAUUAUACAUACAGCUAGCAGUAUGUAUAUUAUUAUAUAAAAUGUGUGUGUGUGUGUGUGUGUGUAUAUAUAUAUAUAUAUAUAUAUAUAUAUAUAUAUAUAUAUAUAUAUAUAUAUAUAUAUAUUAAUUAAUAUAAAAUAAUUAACAUUAAAUAAGAUGCAAGCAGCCAUCAGGAGAAUGAAGUAAAAUGUGGGCACAGCUAUCACAGCAUAAUUAAAAACACAAAAUUCACUUUAAAAGUCUUGGAGUUUACUCCACCCUCUCAAUGACAAUAUUACCCAUAUCUGCAUGUUUAUGAACCGUAUCCAUGGCUCUUUAUGGAGAUAUGAUAUAUGUUGAGUUAGCAAUAGUUAAUAUUUUUAUUUAAGCGCACCUCCCUAGUGUCUGUCAGUCCCAUGAGCAAAAUGUCAGCUCUGAUCUAUAGGCCGGAACACGCGAGCUGCGUAAUAAUGCUGCAAACCUGUCACACUUAAAAUCUUAAAUGCUUGUUUUAUUUUCCAGUUCUAUGUAGGACAACUGCGUGUGUUUCUACGCCAGAGGUUAACACUGUGAGAUUAGCUCUUGCUCCAGGCACACCUAUCGGUUGGUGGCAGUCGGGAAUGAUAAUCAGGGAAUCUCAAUGGCCCCCUCUAUUUAUCCACUAUUGAGCCCCGUUCCUUCCUCUCCCUGUAGGAUUUGCCGCGUCUGCCCUGGACACCUGACGAGGAGGCACUUGUCACGCUGACUGCCAGGCUUGUGUUGCUGGCACUACUUUAGGAGACAAAUAGUUGCCAACAGGAUAAUGAGUUUGUAUUAAAGAUGGAAGCCGCCUGCGGUGUUGCUGGAUCCUGGGGUAUUAUCCAGCGUUCAGUGCCAAGAGAAAUAUCAGUCUUCUGAUAGCUUUUUUUCGGCAAAAGAAAUCGUCUUCUUCACCAAAUGUUUUAUUUCAUGUUGUGUUUGCCUUGUCAGAUAAUACGAAUGGGUGUUUAACCCACUUUGUCUUUGUUGGAUCCAAGUUCAGACGCACAAUUUGUGUAGGCCGGAGAAUUGCAAUCCCCUUUCCCUACGCUGUGCUAGGUCUACAUUUUGUCACUCAGGCCCAGAUUGGCUGCUUUUAGUCAGUUGGUAGGUGAUUAACUCAAUGUGCGCCUGCGUCUAUGACUUUCCCUUAUAAAAGAGGUGCAGUGCAUGAUGGGAAACAUUGCAUCCAGAAAUCUGAAAGAUUAAUGAAAUGCAUCUUCCCCUCUUUCCUGAAUUUCUGGGCUCUAGAGCUUAUUUUUCUUCAUUUUGGGCGGUCGUGGGAUAGAGAAUUAAACAGCUGUUUAUAAACCAUUGUGGUGUAUGGACCACAAGCUGUUCGGAAACAGAAUUUAUUAGAGCUGAGCGCUGCUGUCUGGACCAGGGGAUUGUAGUGGAGGUCAGUCCUGGGGGGCUGCGGCACAGAUGGACCAGAGUCAAUGAUUGUGUCUAGUUUACUGUCCAUGGGGGUUCUUUACUAAACCAGAAAAUAUGAGGGAUUCAAAAUGGAAUUACAAAUGCUGUUCCUAAACAGCUGCAUUUGAAAAUUCUCCAACUCUAUUUAUUUAGUCCAUUUAUUUUGCCCUAUAAUUUGCAAUUUCCAACAGAAAUCCUGAUUUUAUUGAGUAAAACCUCUUGCGUUUUGGGACCUUACCAAUGAUUUUCUUAAGUAAAAGGUAGUAGAGGCAUGGAACAGCCCUUCAGCAGAGGUUUUAUAUGUUUUGGUUGUGGUUAAUUCUGCAAUAUGAGGCAAGCUGAAGGAUACAUUGUGUUCUCCCUGAAACAUGACAGGAUAUUUUCUUUACACCCAGGUGCUAUGUAAUUAUGGAAAUUGUAACCUUUAAAAAUUGCUGAACGGGCUCCAUUUUGUGAGUUAUUUAUUAGUCUGGUCCUUGGGGACCGACCCUGCCACCCUGCACGAGGGUAUUGUGUGUGGUAACAUUAAUCUCUGCUCAGAGGGCACAUUAGUCUCCUAGGGAUUGGAUCACAGAAAUCCCAAUGCUUUGCUUGGAUGUAAAUUAGUUUAAAGUUACAGCAAAUCUUAAAGGGUCAGUUCAUGGUAAACUGUUCAUUGAUUUGGAUCUCUGGUUUGGAGCACAGAGGAGAAUAUGUCACUAAGGUAUUUCUUCAUUCUAAUCCCAGUACAACUCUUUAGGGGUGAUAGCCCCUUACCUCCUCAGGAUUGUCUGAUUUUCUCUCGUUUUACAUCUCACACCUCCAGAUUUCUUUCUUCUGCCGCUGUCUGGGUUUGCAAUGGAAACCUGGGUUACUAUAUGUAUUCUUAGUAGGCAGAAUGGUAGCUUCCAUGGGGGAAGGGGGAGGCACAUAAUGUCUUCUGCAUGUGACUACCCUGAAAAAACACGUGCUGAUAGGUGGCAGGUGUGAGGCAUGGGUACUGCAGGGAGGUGAGCGUGUUGUUUCUGAGAAACCUGGGGUACCAUGUGUUGACUAUGGUUUUUGAGGGCCCAGAUGAAGGCAGAGUGUGAUCUGUGUGUGAGUAACAUAUAUUAUCACGACCUGUUGAAUAGGACAAUGCCUAUGUGGGUGUAGAAAGCUACAGAUAGCACAGUUUGUGGCAAAAACCUGGAUUGGCAUGUCCUGUUAAGUGGCAUUGUGCUGUCUUUGUGAACCUAUGUGUGUAUCAGAGAUACAGAUAGGACAGUCUGCAUGGCAGAAACCUCAUUGCCAUGUGCUCUUGCAGUGGUGGCACAGAGGAAGGUACGAUGUAGUCUGUGUAUGAGGAAUGCCUGUUGUGCGGCAUGAUGUUAAAUGGCAGCAUGCCGCUGUUGGCACAGCAGGGGGCAGAACGUGAUAUGUGUGGGAGAGGGUUUUGACCAUUGAUGUGUACUGAGAAUAUUCAAUUUCACAGCUAAAGACGCCUUGGAGAGGCAGCUCUUUAAAUUGCUAGUCAGCAGGUAUCAUCUGCCAUGCAUGUUAGUGGGCAUCGCUGGGUAAUAUUAGCAUGGAAAUUGGCGCUUAAGCCACACACUCAUCAUUUAGAUGGAUUGCCAUCUCUACAAGCCCAUCAGUUGUUAAGGGGAGGUAUGAGAAGGCCGAAGCCUGUCAAAAUGUAUUCUUUCUAUUGCAGCGCCAACAACAGAGCUGGAAAUAAGAAGUGGGGCUCCUGGGGGGAAACACACCCCAUUUUACAGGCCGCCCCUCUAUUUUCCCUUGAUUCUUGUUACUCAAGAAAUUCUCAGCAAGCGCCCAGGGUAUAUCCAGAAACCCAUUAUAGCUGAUAUUAUGAAGUGAUCACAAUAUGUAUUCUGCAGUAUACACAGUGAUGUAUAAACUGCCUUAUAGCCACACUCCCUCCAGCCACUGUGAUUGAAUACAAAUGGGCUCAUACGGCAAUUUGUAUAAUUUUAUGGGAUAAAAUAUUCCAGACCAAUUUAUAACCUCAAAGGAGACACCGGGAAAAUGCUGAAUAUGAAAAUAGCUGAAGAGAGAUGGCAAGUUUACAUAACCAGUUCACUUACUGAGACUUUUAAGACAGGGACAUUAAAGGAAUGCUCUUAAAUCUGUGUGUAAUAAAUAUGUAGAAAUAUUAUACUGCUAUGCUUACAGUACCUGUACUGCAAAAAAUUAACAACUGCAGAGCGGUACAUCCCAACCUAUGAGGUCUCUGAAACAGUUUCCGUCUUCAAAACAAAUUAAUGAAAUGCCGUAUUUUAAGAUUUUGAUUUAUUACCUAACUCCUGUCUCUUUUUCUAAAUCCAUUUUCUAGUAGUCACUGCUUAAUUUUAUAUACAUUUUAAUCCUGUAGUUGGGAUAUAGGAAGAAUGUGCACCAUAUCUGAAGAGCUUGCAGUCUAAUGGCAACAUUUUGGGUUUCUGCAGUAGUCCAUUGAAUUUGUUAAUGCAAAGUUUCUUCUGUAAUUUCGUGAUUAGCAGAUCAAUGGCAGCUGACAGUUGGACAGUAGCUUAUGUGUAAAAUGUAUUCCCCUCCCUGACAAGGUCCUGUACUUGCUAUGUAUUUCUGGCGUGUUACCCUGGGAGCUGGCUGGUUGUUACGUUCUCGGAUAGAUGUCCAUUGGAGUAGACAGAAAUCUAGCUUUGUAUAAAGGGUGGUCCCUGGGCCUUGCAAGUUAGUAGUAUCACAACAGCUAGAGGGCCUUGGAUUUGCUAAACUUGGAUGUCUUUGUUUGUUAGAUGUUCUCAAUGAAAACCAUGAUUAAGGGUGCAAAAUUGCCCUUUGCUUGACAAGUUACAAGUGAAUUGUUCUUGUUUUUUUUGUUUUGUUUUUGUGUGUGUGCCAUUUUAAGAACAGUAGUAAGAGCAGUGUGCAUUUUUUGGGCUUCUCACCUCCAAGCAUGGUGUAAGUGGCAUAAUACAGGGCACCAUUUGCAUGUAUUCUGCGUUCUAGCGUUCGCACGGAGCUGUGUAAGAGCAGAGCGACAGGUGCGUGCAGCAUAGAAAGUACAAACCGAUCUUGCUCUUGACGCUCCAUCUGCUACACCACCAGGGAACGAGAGAAAGGUGAUCGAUCUGAAGGCAGCCUGGGCCGUCAGUCUAGCACAGCAGGUGGUCCUGGGAGUGAGGGGUUUAGCCUUGGCUGUCUACUACAAAACGGCAAACCUUUAUUCAUUUAUAAAUAUAUUACUGCUCCAUUAUAAGUGUCCAUUCCUCCCCCCCCCCCUCCAUUAUUUUCUCUCUCAUUUAAUUUUCCUUCUUCCAUUUCAGCUCACAGUCUUCCUUCUUCCAUUUGUCCUUUCUCCCUACACCCUCUCUUAUCUGCUAAUUGCCCCCGUUACUACUUCAUUCCUUUCCUAACUUGCCCAGUGCUCCCUCCCGCUCAUACAUUUCUUUUCUGCCAAGUGCCGCCAGUUCUCCUUCCUUCUUACACUCCCCUCUCCCCUGUCCAGUGCUCAAUGUCCCAUAUCACCAUCUUCCUUACGUUCCUGUCUCUUUUAUCCAGGGUACCAUCUUGCAAUUUCUCCUUACUUCCCUCACAUUAUCCAUUUCCUCCCACUCUUAUUCGCCUUUUUAUUUCCAAUUUUUGCUGCCCACUGAACCCCCAAUAAAACAAUAUCUUGUAAAACUCAGAGCAUUCCAUGUAAGAGCAAAGUGUCACGGAUAAUUGCCCCAUUUUGUGUAUUUUAUCUUCCAUCUUCCUGCACUGCCCUCAAUUCUCCAGCAAUCUUACACCGUGGCCUGAGUGGUGGGCGCCGCUGUGUGUCAGAUGUCAAAGGUCAGCAGCGCUCAGACCACUUCAGCUGAUGUUCCUGUCCUAAACUAUUCCCUUGCUGGUCACUCAGACUCACAGCUGCCUUCCUGACGCAUUGUCCGCCUAAUACACGCUCAAUUAUUAAUGUGCAGAGCGGAGGAGAGCAUCGGGAUCCAUGUGUGGAUCAUUUUCGGUAUCUCUCAUUAGGAGCCAGGUUUCUACUACCUCGCACACACAAGCUAUUUAAUAAAGCAGUAUCACAUACCCUCCCGGUGUUUCGAAUCUCACACUAAUACCAAAUGUGUUAAACAUGUCCUUCACGUGCACGAACGCUCCUUGUCCUGUUACUAUCUUAUUCAUAGCUUCCAUUUGGGCACUUCUUUACGAGCUCUAUACCCAGGUGCCCCAGUCUUUAUUAACAUGCCAGCUUUUAUACUUGGUUUAUGCCGCAUUACCUGUCUGUGUAUAAAUGCCUGCUGGAAUCCUGUUACACCUGUUGGAGUAAUACCUGAUUACACCUGAGUGUACACCUGCUUGUGUUAUAGCGGGGCAUAUCUCUUUGUGUAUACCUUCUAUCCAGAAAUCACUCUCUUUGUAUUCACUCAGUUACACUAGUCUGCAAAUACACCUGCUGCCUUACACAAAGUUAUUCAGUAUAUACAUACUGACUUCAUCCCUGGUUAGUGGUUACACCUGUUUAUGCAUUUGUUGGCGUUCUAAUUAUACCUGUCCAUGUAUACAUGUGCUGGAGUUUCAUCCAGUUGUUUUUGUGUAUAUAUACAUGUGCUUGCCAUAUACCCAAUUAUAUACAUCUGUGAAUAAACGUUCUGGUUUAGUAUCCAGAUAUACCUGUCAGUGUAUACAUCUGCUGGCCUUAUAUCCUGAUUAUGUCUGUGUAUAUAUGUGCUGGCGUUAUAUCCCGAUUUAUACCUGUCUGUGUAUACACAUGCUGGCGUUAUAUCCCAGUUAUACCUGUCUGUGUAUACACGUGCUGGCGUUAUAUCCCAGUUAUACCUGUCUGUGUAUACACAUGCUGGCCUUAUAUCCCAGUUAUACCUGUCUGUGUAUACAUGUGCUGGAGUUUCAUCCAGUUGUUCUUGUGUAUAUAUACAUGUGCUUGCCAUGUACCCAAUUAUAUCCAUCUGUGAAUAAACGUUCUGGUUUAGUAUCCAGAUAUACCUGUCUGUGUAUACACGUGCUGGCCUUAUAUCCCAGUUAUACCUGUCUGUGUAUACAUGUGCUGGCUGUAUACUCAUCUAUUCAUAUACACAUGCUGACCUUAUGCACAGUUGGCAAUAAAAUUACCACUAUAGAUACCGCACUCUCCUAGAUCCCAGGGUGCAACCGGGCCUGAUGUUGGCCAAUCCUCACAAUGUGAUUUGCAUUUGCACAUGUUGGUUUUGUGUCCAGUUAUACCUGUCUGUGUAUACCCGUGCUGGUCCUAUCGCCAGGUAUACCACAUCUGUGUGAUGUCUGUGUAUACACCUGCUUCCAUUUUACCUGGUUGUACCUGUCUCUAUGAACAUCUGCUUGAUUUACACCCCAUUAUACUUGCUUUCAGGUGAAAUGAUUUUUUUCUUAUUUAAUGUCCCCUUAUCUCUCUUCAUGUCCUUAAUGUAUUCUCAAGCUCCCCCCCCCCCCCAAAUCCCUCUCUGUCUCUGCUUUGUUGAGCUAUUUCCCUGCCAAAACUCUGCCCCUGUUCUGUCAUUAUGCUUUUCCCCCUGCCUCGUUCCUAACUGCUUCCAUUUUCCCUGCCGUGUACAGCUGUGUGCCUGCCGGCUUAAAUUAGUCCCAUUGAAAAGACUGUACGGGCAGGAGGAGCUGGAGGCUGGUGUGACGGCUCGCUGGAGCAAUCUCAGUGGAUUUGGUCUCUGGGAAGAAAGACAGAACCUCUCAGACCGUGUAACACAGCCGCACGUACUGCCACGGGCCUGUAACCCUUUCUUGCUUCGUGGACCUGGUGGCCAUGAGCUGCUGUUGUCAUUUUGCCAGUCUGUGUGGUUGAACACAAGCCUUGUUUCUCUAAAAGACCUUGCUGGCUGUGUGCACCGGCCUCACCCUGGUUUUAAUUAAGCCUUUCUCCUUCGCUUUGGAUGUCGCAUUGAACAUGCCAGCCACUGAUUAGAUUGUUACUGUUCAAACCCCCUCUGUCUCUCAUUAACUUGACUUAAUUAUAUUAGUGAUGAAAUCACAGUGAUGUUCUGGGCGGCUGCUGACAAAGUUUAUGCACUGCAGAAGGCCCCAGGCAUUUCAGACUAUGUUACAUCAGAGAGCCCAUGCCCCCUGACACCCAGCCCAUUGCUGCUCCCCGGAGGCAAUGUCAGCGACGUGGUACCGUGUUCUCCGAAGCUGCUCUAGAUAUGUCAUGGCGGUGGCUCUAGGCUUGCUCCGUGCGCCAUGUCCCUUGUCACUAAUGCUGUCGUCAUUAUGAUUCUUGGCUGUGCUGGGCCCUGCUCAGACCUUCUGUUCUCUGUAUAAUGAGGUGUGAGCUGCUUGUGGCCCCCUCUAGGCUUUUAUUAAGGGGGCAGAAGCUGGGAUUUGCUUCAUAUAUUGCCUUCGCUGAAUGUUUACAUAUUCUGUAUCAAGCCACGGUCUUCAGAAACCGCAUUUAUUUGCCAUCUAUGUACAUUCGAUAUGCAGACAUUGCUCUCGUGGUAAGUAUCAAAGUCACAGCAAACCUCAAAAUAGCAGUUAAGUAGACUUGCUCUGCCACUUGUCGAGAUAGGCAAGUCUUCCAGUGACUCCUGGAUGGGUUAUAUCUGCUGUAUAUCUAGCUUUAUGUACAAUACUAAGUGGGUUUUUGUUUCUUUUUCUUUCCUGAGACUUUAAUAUAAUUCGUCAUAAUUUGCUAGUAGGAGUAAAAGAGGUUUCUGCAGCUGGCUAAAGAUAGAGGAAUCCCUCGAGAUGGAAAUGAUCUGUAAUCCAGUUCUUCUGAUCCUCUAAAAGUUGAAUUAUGACAUUCGGUUUCCCUGAUAGGCAAAGGAAAGUCAGAGCUCUGUGUGCAGCAGCUGCCAAGGGAGAGAAGGCCCUGAUCUCUUGGCUGUGACACACCAAAGAGCAUCACCUGUCCACCGCCGUGUGCUCAGCCUGUCAUUGUAAGUGAUUUGUACAAGGCAGAAGUAGGUGCAUAAAGUUAUAGCUUAAUUACCAUAAAUUGGGCCCUCUCACUAAAAAAAACUCCACCAGCCUGAAGCUGAGUGCCGCUGACAGCUGGUUUUUGUAACACUUUGCCAGCCACGAGGCUCCCUACAUGCAAGUUUAGCAAUAAUCCUCGCGUUCACUGGAUCUCUUACUCUGCUCUGUACCUAGGGCAGAAUUUCGAAGCGGACUGAGUUGGCACCUGAAACAUGCACAUGACUCAUUGGGUCAACUAUAUUAGGUUCAUCAUCUGUAUCAAUCGAUGAGGAAGCUGCGGUGAAAUGCGUUGUGUACACUUAAAGCCUUUUCAUAUUUGUUUCAAUAGUUUUUUCCCUUUAUAGGCUUACUUGCCAUAAGUAAUAUAUAUAUUUUAGAAUAAAAUACGCUUUAAAUAGCCCUUUGCCUACUGCUCCAGUCUUAUAAAGCAAGGGAGUGUUAUCCCUAUUAACACAGAGCUGUUAUAUCACGAGCCGAAUUCUGUGGCUUCAUCCAUGUGAGUUUAUCCUUAUACCUACAUUUGGUUUGCUCUCCUGUUACCAUCUGCACUAUUGGUAUUUUUUAUUUGUUUGAGGAUCUCCCCCCCCCCAAGUGUUCGCACUACAUUAAUCGAUAUAGUACAUUCAUUCAUCCAAGCAUUGUCACAUUCAUACUUUUUAAUAGCCAGAAAACAUGCACUGUACACUACCUUCAUGCAGUUACAUGUAUAUUUACUUGAAUAUAUACAUUUGCUCAUUUAUGCGCUGCCCCAUACCCACCAGACACUGUCUUUUUCCUACCCUGCAUUGUACCUACCAGACUCCAUGCCUUUCCCUGGAAUAGCCAGACAGACUCACGUACCAACCAGACACUUUCUCCUGCUUUUAUACUCGCUAUACACUCUCUGCUCGCCAGGCACUGAUUCUCUCCUACCCUGCUCUGGACCUACAAGGCACUUUCCCCAGGUCUGCUCUUCACGCACUAGGCACUGUCUCUCCUGCCUUGCGGUGUAUCCAUCAUAGAUUGUUUUCUCUCUUACACUGCACGGUAUGUGCCAUUGGCUGUUUCUAUGCCACUUUUAUGUGUUACAUGAUGUCUGCCAUUUCUGCGGAAUGUUUUUAUCCGAUAGUGUGAGCUUGUUUGAGCAGGGCCUUCUUCACCUCUUGUCUAAAUAUUCUGUAUGUGAAAUACUAGUUGUCAAAUAUUCCCAUUCUUUAAUUGUAAAGCGCUACAGAAUAUGUCAACGCUAUAUAAAUUAUAACACAGAUUUGCUAACACACUCCUGCAACUGCAAAACAAAGACCUGAGCCGCGUUUCUCCACCAGUUCCAUAUUCCCAGCCAGAAUAGAUUGUGUGACAAGCACUUGUUUAAUGAUCAGGUAGCGCUUUGUUAACGUUCUCAUUGAGUAUGUGAUCGCCCUUGCCUGUUUUUCCAAUUUGAUGCCUGUUCUGAUUAUCACACUAAUCCCUGAAAUGCUCGGUAGGACUGAUAAUAAAAAGGUUUGAUUCAGGAGAUAACGUGCAGGGACACAUUGUGGCCAUCACGGAGAAUGCUGUGAUCUUUACAGGCUGCUGUGAUUGUUUUCCUGCUGGGAGAGGCACUGACCUCUGCCACUGUUGGCUUGACCUUUGGCAACUGUUACUCUGCAUCUGUCCCUAUGGUGGAAAGCUAGGGUCCUGGCCUUGCAAGAUAGAGCAUAUUACUGACAUAAACCUCCUGUCUGCCAUAUGCCAUCACGUAUGUUUGUGUCCUUCACAAGGACAGGCUCCUCUUUGUAUAUCAGACAGUCAACCUGCCCAGAUUGGGACACAGACUAGGCAAUAAAUUGUACAAAAACUGUUAGAACAAAUCGGUGGUUCUCAUUGACAGAUUCUAAUGAACAUUAUCAGGACAGGCUCAGACAGCGCUGGGUUUAUAUCUAAUGUAUGGGAUCUAACUGUACAUUAUCAGAACAAGCUCAGACAAAACGGAGUUUAUAUCUAAUGUAGGGAAUCUUGAAUGCACAUCACAAGGACAGGUUCAGACAGAACUGGGUGUAUAUCUAAUGUAGGAAGUCUGACUGUACAUUAUCAGGACAGGUUCAAGACUGUGCUCAUGCUGUAAUGUAUCAAAAACAGGGCCUCAUAUGAAACAACCAAUAUGUAGGGACCGGAUACUAUGCCAAAUUCAGAACUGUUUGGAGUCUAUUUCAUUGACCUCUGCAAUGGGGCAUUUGUCAAGCUUUACACAAUCAUUUUUUCUGGAGUUACCUAGUAUGUUUAUAUGUCUGUAUCCAUCUGAACGUGUGCACUGUAGGGGGAUCUAAGGCCAUCCUAACUGCACAUGCUCUUUUCUGGUAAGUGUAAUGGCGGUGGUGGCAGAGAAAGGGCAUGUGUUACAAAGAGACUAUGAACAUCACUAAAUGCAUUUGGCUAGCUCGAUAUAUAUCCUAAUUAAUUCUUAGCCCUUUCAGAGCAGAGAUCACAAGAAAACCCAAAUUACAGCUCAAUCUUGCAUGCAGUGUAUUCACUUUUUCAUGUGAGUGGCUGGAGCCAAUCAGACUUUUAGUUUGUGGCUAUUGAACACUAAUCAGGCAAAGGUAACUGAACCACUGGAGUGCUGUGGGAUUCAGUGCAGCCCUGUACAGAUACUUGGUAUUAAUUAUUCAGGACUGUGUGAUAUGGGCUUAAUGAAAACUAGUGACUUCCUUAAAGACGGAUGGGGAAUCUGUAUAAAGAGUAACGUUGAGUGAAUUAUGACACAGCGGUGCAAUCACCACGAAAUUAGAUCUUAAAUUCGUGCAGAUUACACAACAUUGAAGUUCGUGCAGAUUACACAACGCUUUAUACAGCAACCAACAAUGUAGAAUCUUGUGGCUAAGAUGGGGAUAGAUGCAACAAUGAUGCUGUAUUGUUAUAAUAAAAAGAAGAAAGUCAAAAAUUGAAUAUUAGAGGUUACAUUUUAACAAAUUGUUUUAGUGACAAAUGUAGUAUGCCUAGGCAAAACUAGAGGGUUACCUUUCUCCCAAAAACAGAGAAUAUGAGAACUCUGAGACUGGGUAAAAGCUUAGAGAAACUCAGUCGCUUGUUCUUCAGUCAUUCCCGGCUCUGGUCUCAAAAACAAUUAUCAUUUGCCAUUACAAAGAGAACCUAUACCAUUUAAAUAUCAGAAUUAUCCCACCCAUAAGGGCAGUCCAGAUCCGAAUGCCAACAAGUUCUCUUACUGCAACCCAAAUGAUCGUUUCGGCCUUCUGUAGCUGGUGCUCCUCCAGUCACGCUAAGCACGCGGUCCUUACCCACAAACCUGACAACUAUUUGAAAACAUAAUUUGUAGGAAAAGCCAGUUUGAAUGAUCGUUUUCCAGGUUUUUAUAGAGGCUUAUAAAGAACAAUUGGCACCAGUCAGAAUAGUUUAUAACAAUUCAAAACAUUAGAUAUUCCACAAAUGAUUGUUCUUCUCUUUAAACUUCAAUAAAAGCAUUAGAUGAAGGUAAUUCAUUUCUGGGAGUAUCCGGUGUUAUUUUAUUUUGAAUGCUUGUAAAAAUUUUUUUAAAAAAAUAGCAACAAUAAAAAGUAGAUUGAUGUAGCAGACCAGACCUGGGAUAGGUACUCUGCCAUCACAGGCCUGAGAAGAGGGGGCGAGUGGCAUCUGAGCCUAGUGAAUGGAGAAUGUUCCAUCAGAACCUGUUCUGUGAAGGAUAUCUUCACUAACUUUGAAUUGUCUCUUUUACAGUUUGCGUCGAGACGGUUAUACAGUGCAGGUUAACGUGAAUGAUUACUUGGACAUCUACUGUCCGCAUUACAACGAAACCAUGGCGGAACACAAGAUGGAGCAGUACAUCCUGUAUAUGGUGAACUAUGAGGGGUACCGCACCUGUAACAUCAGCCAGGGAUUUAAACGCUGGGAAUGUAACCGGCCGCAUGCCCCACACAACCCUAUCAAAUUUUCGGAGAAGUUUCAACGCUACAGCGCCUUCUCCCUGGGAUAUGAGUUCCAUGCAGGACAUGAAUACUACUACAUCUGUAAGUACCGAAGUACCGGGUAGUUAAGUCGUUUCACAAUGCACAAGCAGUGAUAUUGGGCAUGGAAAAAAAGUGUCUGAUGUUCUCAGACUGGGGACUUUACUCUGGUGUUUCCAUAAAAGGGCCAUCGGAGAGCAACCCAGGGGUGUCUGGCCAGGAGACCGAAUUGUGAGCUAUAGGUUGUUUGAUAUUUGUUUUAGCAGUAAUUUUAUUUAUUUCCCCAUUUUAGCAACGCCAACUCAUAACCACAGACGUUCCUGUCUUAAGAUGAAAGUGUUCGUGUGCUGUGCAACCAGUGAGUAGACAGAUGUUCUCUAUUACAUAGUAUCUGCAUGUGACUGUUGUCUCUUGACUUUUUAUAUUGUCUGUUUGUUAGUGGCUGCCCCUGUUACGUUACCAUACAGAAACCUAAAUGUUACACACUUUGUGAUCAUUGUGUUUGUAUUCUGGGUGCAUGGUAAAAAUACCACGUUUGUGUUUGUACUUUUUUUUUUUUUUUCUUUUCUUUAUAUGCUUGCACAUGGAAAUAGUGUUUGGUAGUUUAGAUUGAUAUUAUAUUUACUUAAAUAAAAUAUAUUUUCAUUGUAAACUAAAUUGAGACUUAUUUGAUGGCAUUAAUUAUUGUGAUCUGUAUAAAUUUUUAGUGAAGUGAGAACCAAAUCGCCAAAAAAUAGCCAUGCUGGUUAUAGCAGAAUUGGAAAUUUUUUCCAAAGAAGUUAAUUUGGCCCAGAUUCUGCAUUUUAUUAAAAGGAACAUUAUAGGGUCAGGAACACAAAAAUGUUUUUCCUAACCCUAUAGUGUUAAACCCACAAUUUAGGUGGCUUGCCCCCCCCCUCUCCCCCCCAGGUCCCCUAGAAUGGGUUAAAACUCAUCUUAUUUUCAGCUCUCCACAGGUCUGCCGGUGUUGGCCCUACCCUCUUGGUGACAUAAUCAGAAUUGCUGAUUUUUAGCCAAUCGGAAAGCAUUGGAUUGGCUAAAAUCUGCAAUUGGGUAGGGCCAAACAGCACCUCCUCAAAGAGAUGCACACUACACACUCUCUGCAUUCACUAUAUACACACACUAAAUACACUACACAAACAAACCCUGUACUCAUUAUAUACACAGUGCAUCCACUACACAAACACACACAGCUCCCCUGUCUAAACACACUGCAUCCACUACAUGUGGCAUGUAUAUUUUGUGCAUUUAACUUUAUAAAUAGUUGUAUUUUUUUCAAAAUGGUAAAUGUACAGAAUAUCGGCAAGUUACCGGCUAUCAGCCUGAAAGUUCACAGAUUAUCGGUAUCUACUCUAAAAAAAAUUUAAAAAAUUGAUAUCGGUCGAUCCCUUAGUAGACACUGCUGUUCUCUGAAAAGGCAGUGUUUACAUGAAAAAGCCUGAAGGCAAUGCUUAUACUCACCAGAACCAACUACAUUAAGCUGUAGUUGUUCUGGUGACUAUAGUGUCCCUUUAAUAACUGCCUUAUUGUGAAGACUAGAUUUGCCCUAUCAGGAUCGCAAAAUUUAAACGGUAUACCCUAGGUUUCAGUUCACACCCAUUUUUAGAUGCAUUAUCACAGGGUGAGUUUAAAAUUUUUAUUUUUUUAAAAAGGCUUUGCCAAAUAAUUUUUUGCAUCAACAUUCUACAGUAAGUAAAACAUUGUAAGUGUGUAACUUAAGAUCAUAAGAUGUGUCUGGCUUGUCCUUUAAGAGGCAAUAUUAAACGUGCGCUUUUUAAAUCUGAUUUCCUCUCUCUCUGAUUGCAGCUGCACAUUCAGGAGAGAAACACUCCCCCACACUGCCUCAGUUCACGAUAGGACCUGAAGUGAAGAUUGAGGACCUCGGUGAGUAGCUCUGAUUGUGUGGUGUUGCAGCUCCCUCUUGUGUACUCAUUUGGAAUUACCAACUGGAAAAUAUUUCUGAUACUAAACAAGGAUAGCAAAGCUCCAUGUGAAAUAUAGACAGCAAAGGUCUUCAUAACUUGAAAAAAAAUAUAUAUUAUUUAUAUCAUUAGCAGUCACCAUAAUGUGCAUAAUUAGUAUUUAUAAUGCAUACAUUGAGUUAAGAUGGUAUUGUUAUAAUUUAUAUAGCACCAACAUGUUCCACAGCGCCUUACAAUUGUAAAAUGGGGUUAAUUGACAAGUAAUUUACAUAUAGAAUAGAACAGAGGCAAGAGGUGAAGGCCCUGCUCAAAUGAGAUUAAGAUCUAUUAAAUGGUAACACCAUGUCCUGAUGUGUUACUCUGCCAAGAGCUCGCAUCACUAAUGUACUCUGUCAGCCGUGGGUGAUCAUGCAAGGCUGGAUAAUUCUUCCACAAUCUCACAACUAACAUCACGUUUGUGUGAAAUGGCACAAUGUAGAGGCAGAUAUUGCUUGAAGCUCUGUGCUUUGCAUACCCAGAUCUUUACAACAGGUUACAUUCCUGCAAUGGGUGCUGCAGGGUCAGCAAAAUAAACUGUGUUUAGUGUUCUUGUCUCCCCUAAAGCCUAUUGAUAUUCAAUGGAUCCAUGCAGACAAUCAUGGAUAUCAGAUAAGAUACAUGAUAGCCUAUGGUACAGUUUUGGGGUUCUGUUUUUUCUCCCUAUAAGAAGAAAAAAAAAAAAUUUGUAUUUUUUUUGGUUCUUUCCUUUCUUAAAGAUCUUUGCCAUAAUUUCCACUUUUUGUGAGUAGAAUCUCUAGUGGUCCUGUGGUUAGAUAGUACCACUGCCUACAGAGGGAGUAUUGAUAAAAACUAAGUGUGGCUGGCUGCCUGCAGAAAUGGAGGUGUUGCCACUGAUGAUACUGCAGAUGAACAGUGUUGAGUGGAGGAAGGAAUCAGCCAGACUUUGUGCAUAGUCCUGAGAUUCAAUGUGAGUGGAGAGACUGAGGAGAUAACGCACUAGUGGAGCCAUGGAGACCGAGCAGAAGGGAAUGCAAUGUGUUCAACUCCUGGUCAAACACUCGGGUAUAACUGGCAGAGCUCAGAGAGGGAGGGGUGUGAGGAGACUCUGAAUGUUGUGGGUGUGUGAGUGGGUUGUUUAUUUUUCCUUUGUUAUUCUCUUCAUUUUGCAAAAGCAUAAAUUUCAAUAGAAACUGUCACAUUUAUUAAUUAACUUAAUUUAUUUCUAAAAUAUUUUACCAGGAAAGAUACAUUGAGAUUUCUCUCGUUUUCAUGUAUGUACUUUACUAUAUCUCCUGGCUUUCAUAUAGGUGUUAGGUCCUGUUAGUUCAUAGUACGGUUAGUUUAUUUGCACUGAACUCGAGGUAACCAUUCCCCAGAACACCUGCUUUGCAAAGACUUCUCAUUGAGCUGCAUUGGGAAGUCUGUGAUUGGACAGCCACAGAAAGCCAGGGCUGGGGAAAAGAUAAGUAGGACUUAUCUAUAGCAUGAGGAAUACAUGUUUGUAUACUUAACAUUAUAGUGUUCAUUUAAAAAAAUUAAAAUUAAAAAGAGUAAUAGAAAUAUAAGUGAGGCAGACUGGAGAGAAUAUCUUUAUUUUUGUUCUGCAUGCCUCAUAUAGAAGUGAACAUUUCGUAUUCUGUUGUCUAAAGCAGGAGGGUAGGCUUUGGGUACAAUGGGAAACCAAAGAGUUGUUUUGAAAACAAGGAAUAAAUUAGACCAACGUGGAGUGCAGGAAAGGAGAAGAGCUGCAGUCUAAAAAUAGGAAAAACCUAGACCCUAUCACAAGGAGAUAUAAACAGAAUAGAAUAAAAGACUGCGUUACAAACUAGAAAUCCACAACGUUCUAUAUUUUCCAUAGACAUUUGCUGGUUUCUAGCACAGUCUUUUCUUAUAUUUAAUUUUUUUUAAAAACAACUUUAAAAUAGAGUGAGGGUUCCAACUACCUGGCUACCAGCAAACGUGCUCCGUCAGUAAUAAUUCUGUUUUGAGACCACGUAGACUUGUUGUGAUGAGCUAAAUUCUUAAUGUGGCUCAUCCUUUCAGUUGACCUGUGACCAAUAUCAGCCUGUCCGGUUCUGGUUCCCACAAAAAUGAAGAAUGUUCAUAGAUGUUCUUAGCUCAGGGAUAUUAUCCAUUUUCUCUACAUAGGUUUCAAUUAGAUCCAUAUAAGACCUGUUUCGGUGCAGUCAGGCAAUGCUACUGGAUUGUUUCGGUUUUCCCUGCAUGGUCUCCUGGAGGGUGACUGCAGAAACUGGCUUUCUGUGGGUUGCGCUAUAUUGCAUGCAACCUAGAGGAUGCUAUCAUUUGGUCCCUGCAAGAAUAGCUCAUAGUCUUAGUCUCUUUGAUUCUUUUAAUAAAGAAGUUACUUGGCUGUAAUAAACUUAGAGGUUUAAAACUGUAUGGAACAGACCUAGCUUGUGCCUUCCUGAGAGUCCUGCUCAAUCUUGUUCUCUCUUAUCCUCCUCUCUAUAUGAGGAUUUCAAAGCACAAUAACAAAAGGGUUUCUAUAUUAUAAGCAAAGCUUUUUGUUUUUACAAACGGAAUACAUUUUUGUAUUCUGAUGUUCACGGUAUUAACUUUUUGAGUGGAGAUGCUUUCAGAUUUCCACUUCAGCUGAUCGCACAGGAAAUGUCCACCACAUAGGUGGUGGUGGUAAUUUUUACUCUAGCAGAAUCUGUUCUGAAGUUAGUAUCCCAAAUGGAUCUUUUCCAGUUACACCCAGCCGCUUCACUCCAUGUAUCUCAGUAACUAACAAUCUGUUUCCUUCCUUUCAGAUAACUUCAAGCCUGAGAUCCCCAAAUUAGAGAAGAGCAUUAGUGGAACAAGUCCCAAAAGGGAACAUUUGCAUCUCACAGUGGCAGUGUCUCUUCUCCUAAUGACACUGCUAGCAUCCUAG
This is a messenger RNA of Pelobates cultripes (western spadefoot toad), 59416 nucleotides long. Lineage: Eukaryota; Metazoa; Chordata; Amphibia; Anura; Pelobatidae. The record is from the annotation of a GenBank genome assembly.